Xyrichtys novacula (pearly razorfish) is the source of this 56651-nucleotide messenger RNA. NCBI's taxonomy places the organism in Eukaryota, Metazoa, Chordata, Actinopteri, Labriformes, Labridae. The record is from the annotation of a GenBank genome assembly.
CGCCUCCCAGUGGUUAAAGAGAGGAAAAGAUGGCACCUCACGCGCCGCUGUCAUCCUCUCCGCCCGGCUUCUCGUCCUGCGGACAGCGGCGUGCUUCCCUCUGAGAUGGCCUCGACUGAUCCACCAGCCUCCUGACGAAACACCGAAGAACAUUUUUUAUCAUUUCUUAAAAAACAAAAUAAAAACCCGGACCUGAAAACUGUGGACAUCCUGUAGCAUUUUCCACACCCUGUCGCCUUCUCAGACCUCAACAUCUGCACACCCAAACCGGCUGCAGCUCUGAUUUUACCCAGACCUCUGGAGCUGCUCCUGCUGCUGGAUCAUUCUUCACCAGACCUGGACUCAAGGACAAACACUGAGAGGACAGAAAACAUCCUUCAUCACAUUCACACGAGUAGGAGAGGAAGAUGAGGUAAGCAGAAACACGCGUGUCAGUGUCUGCACCAUGAAGCAGUGAUUCCUCGGCGCAUUAUAUUAAAGGAGAUAAGCUCAAACAACCUAUUAACGCGCAUUAUGUUGGUUUUCUCUGCGCACGUUCACCCACAGGCCUGCGGUGUGCGGGUCACCACCACGGCACAAAAGGUGUUUCACAGCAGCACGCGCCGCUAUUGACCGGCGUGUUACCUGUUGGCCGACAGAAAAUGAACCUUUAAGAGGAGCAGCUGGUCUGACAGCAGCUCGUGAAAGUGUCCACACACACACACUCACACACACACUGAUAAAAUCACGCAGAGCUGCAGGGCUUUGGUGAGCCAGCUAACAUCUCUGUCACCAGCUCGCGCUCUGUGAUGAGUCACGUGGAGGUUGUCUGCAGAGAAAUACAACGAUUCGCUUCACGCGCAUAUAUGUUUUAACCACGCUUAAUUGCGACACGAGGGGUGAACGCUGUGUGUUUUUCCCUUAAAUCGCACCUAUUUCUGCACGCGCAGAGGAGAAAUCCUCAUGCGCAUGCACGCGCACACACCUUCCCACCUGAGAGCCAAUCGGCUGAGAGCAUUCACUCCAGCAUCCAGACACAGCUGUCCUAAGGAUGCAAGCACUGGUUUUACUGGCUGACUUAAGGAGCCAAUCAGGGGGGGUGUAACUGUUGGAAGUCAGCGGUGCAGCCAAUCAGCUGCGAGCCUGCUGGAGCACAGCUGUGGGUGGGGCAGCAGUGGUUGGCACAGGUUCAUCGUGGACAGGAGGAAGCCUUGGCUGAUUGUGAUUGUUGUUGGCAUUGAAAUCCCUGUGAGUGUGUGAUUUUUGUGAGCCCCAAGGUCAGAGUGGGAUUUAGCACCAGGAUGUUCAGUCUCUCUCUGUACGAACUCAACCUAAAACCCUCACUCCGCUUUACUCUCUGUUAGCCCAUCAUCAUUUUAGCUCUGUCUGUUUUUUUAUUAGUUUUUUUCAAGCGCUUACUCAUACUUCAGAUACUUUUUCUAAACUCUUAACACAGACUCACAAAUGGAUAAUUCUCUUCUCAUAAAACACACUUUGUUAAAUAUCUACUUACUCUUAUUUCAAAAUGGAACACUUCUUCGCUGCAAACACUAACUUUACCAAAACACUGGAAAUCUGACUCAAAAUGAAAUUACUCUGCCGCGUACUUAACAAACGAGGAGCAGGAGACGAUCAUGAGAAAGUAUGAAGAAUUCAAAUCUAUCAUAAACCUCAAAAGCAACACCGUCGCUGCUGCAAAAGCACAGAAGGAAUGCUGGCAGAAAACUGCAGACAGUCUCAAUACGUAAGUAUAGUGCGAAAAAAAUCUUUGAUGCCAUUAUGACCCUGGAAUAGCACUGCUCACUGUGCGCUUUUAACAUGCACCAGACAUGUUUAAUUCAUUUCCAAGAUAAAUUAAUUCAUUUGUUCAUUCCUAUCGUGUUUACAUUUUUUGUGUGAUGUGUCGGCCAUAUGAGCCUUUCAUACAGGUGGUCAUCCGGAAAAGUAAGUAGGUCUGUGCAGUCCCUGAAAACUCUUGUGCGGACAAGCCAUUUUUCGAGAGAGCUCAUUGGUCAGUGGGCGGGGUUUUUAUACUCUGUGGGUUCAAUCUGGAACCUAACCUGCCCCGGAGCAGGUUAGCCGUUCAGCGUACCUUGCCAUGAAGACUCGCCUCGCUAAGAAGUGAACCCGCGUCGUAGAACAGGAAACCCCGAACUUACCCUCGAAGUUACCUCGCUAAGCAGUAAUCCUGCUUUGUAGAACAGGCCCUGGGUUUCAAAAUACUGGCUAUUGCUGACGUAACAAAAACUGCAUAGACUUUAAUGUUUCACAUGUAAUGUUCACAUUCAAAAGCAUCCCAGUAAAAAGCAAAUCAGUUUUUUUCCCUUUACUGUUUACUACAGGAGGUACAGUAGAAGUUCUGUUUACAAUGUGAUUCUGGUAUUGCUUACAGUGAACAAAAUAUCCUACACCUGCUCCUCUCACUGCAUCCCUCACUGGGCCUCUUGCUGUUACUCGUUCUCAUCCAGACAUUACAGUGUUUGUCUUCUUCUGUUUCCAAAAACAUCACUCCUCAAAAUCUUCCUUUUAACCCCUGACACUGAGUCUUAGCCAGACUGGAGUGAGCUGUGGUUGGCACCAAUAUACCCAACAUAAAUCAGCUGUGUAUUAAUGAUACAAUUGUUUGUUUAUUAUCAGCUUAGAUAUAUUGUUUUUGAACUGAUAUUAUUGCAGAAGCAGAGGUUUUUAUACUGUAUCUAAGGUUUGGAAUAUUGUUUUUGCUAUUGUGGGAUGGUGUGUGUUUUGUUGGGAGGUGUAGCUCGUAUGUUAAUCAAAUGUAAGCACUGUGGAAAUGUGUUCACUGACUGCAUAUUGUGUGAAAACAACAUGAAACGUGUGAAUGGUAUGGCUACAAAAGACAGACGCUGGGCUAAUUUUGUUUACAGUUUUGAAAAUGAGACAAAUGGUUGGACAAAUGCUUGAUAGCGAUUAAAAAACACUGUAAUAUAAAGUAAAAAGUUCAUCCUUUAAACAGAUUGUUGUCAUUUAGCCUUUAAAAAUCAUUUUGCAGUUACAGAAACUAUCAACAAAACCAUUAUUAUUAUGUCCCAGUUAUUCGUCUUUAUAAACAGAAAAUUAAAUGUUCCCUCGUGUUAUUCAUAAAACAGAUAGAUAAAUGAACUAAGGGCUGAAUCCCAGUAAACAUUGCAUUAUAAAAGGGUUACACUAACACACAUAAAUCAGAUGAAUAGCCUGCGAGCACACCGACUAUUUGCAGUGUGCUUUAAUUUGUCACUUGCCGUAUUCUGGGCGGUGAAAAUAAACACAUAAAUCCCUGCCAGUUAAAGUACAGGUUAGUUUAUAUUGAUGUAAAGCAACUCUGACAAGCUGUCUGCGGUAACGUUUGUUAUUGUAGCUCUUUGUUUGACAGCCAAUUAAACGCCGGGCUAUGAUUCAGUGUGAGUGAUUGUGUGCUUUGCAGAGGCGCUCUGUAGGUGGCAACAUAGACUGUGAGUCAACACAACAAGCCGACACUUCACACAGUUUGUUGGUGCUCAGUGAGUGUGUGUAUGCUCGUCUGUGUGUGGCUCGCUGUGUUUGUGUGAUUGCAUUUGCUGUUUUUUUUAAUAUAUAGAGAAAGCACUUUAGUUUGUAGGAUGUUAGUGAUAUUUAGUGCUAUCUAAUGAGCAUUAAUCUGCAGCUCAGACACGCAUUACUCAAAGUCAGCAGUAUGAGGGUGAACUGCAGAAAUGUGUAGGUUUUUAAGUGUUUUGAAGGUCAAAGGUCAGGGCUGGGUUUUAGAUUGAAUAUUAGCAUAAAGAGCAUAUAACUUUUAACAGCUUUUCCAUAACAACUUUGGAUAUUAAAGCUACUUGUUUUCUUUCUUUUGAUUACCUCUUUAUUUUUACUUAUUUUAUCAAUUAUUUAUCUCCUCUUUCUACUGUAUUUGCUCUGAAGUUGUAACAAAAAGCAAUUUCCCCCUGGGAUUAUUAAAGUAUUUCUGAUUCUAUUUCUGAUACAAUAGUCUAGAUUUGCAGUAAAUCCAGCUUGUUUUCUAAAACAUGAUCAAUUCCUUAUAUGACGGUUUAAUUAUAGAUAUUGAUUAGAGAUAAAAAGGAGCCUUUUAAUACUUUUUCUUUUCAAUAACCAGGUUAAAUUUCAAACUUCCAACCAGCACAUCUCUUGUAUCUGUUCCUCAUUUGUCAGGAUUAGACACAUUAGCAAACUUAUCUUGACGUUGGAGGUGCUGCGUGUCUCAGGGGAAAGUUUCCCGGGACAGUAAAGCCAGGGUUUGUGAUUCCAGUCUGGGAUUUUGUUGUAGGACUGAUCGCUGGUUUGAUGGAGCCUGAAUGUCUGAGUCCUCAUCUGCAGGCUAAUCAUUUUAUCUUUCCAGUUUCCAUCUCCUCCGGCUCUCCCUCGCUCCCAUGUAUUGAUUAACAUGCUGGGAUGAAGGCAACAGCCUGUUUUUCCAUGUUUAACUACUGGUCUGACACAAAACCAGUAAGCCUGGAUUAUAUGUGAUGGACUGGCUUGUUGAUUCUGGGGCACAUGUUGACUUUGCUUCUCACAUUAGGUCGUAAAUGUGGGGUAGGCAGGAAUCCGUUAAAGAAGCAUCUUUUUUUGUAGUGUAUGUACAAAAAAGCUUUUAAUAUCAGUCAAUAGCUAUAAGUUAUUGAUGACAUUUGGUAAUAUAAUGAUAUCGCUGUGUUUUGUUUUGUCUGUGUAGUCAACAUUUGAACAUUUUUGAGCGGCCCGCUCUUUCUGACUGUAAAGAAAGCCGUUCUCUGCCUCCCCCGACCUGAUUGGUUGUGAGGCAGACGCUGCUCCUCCAUGUCGUUCAGGAGCCCAAACAAAGUUAGCGUGCUACAAUAUCAGACAGUAGAAACCAACCAGAAAGUACGGAAAAUUGACAGACUCCUCUUUUGGCCACGACAGCCAACAUAAGCAAGAAAACAAAGUAAAUACCGGAGACUCUGUUGGAAUAACGGGCGCUAAAAACGAAGGUAGACCGGACAAGAGCUAAAAAGGCGGGUCAACAUUAGCAUAAAACGAUGGGGGACACUUCAGGAUCUUACAGACCCUGUAAUCUUUCUGCUGGACAGGUAAACCGCUUUAACAAAGUAAGCCAAGUGUCUGUAACAAAAGUGUUUCUUGUCAAACGGGACCUGCUGCGUGUUGUAGCGCAGCUAAACUGUUUCCCUCAGGUCCUGGACUAUGUCACUUUAUCCUAGUUGUAGAAGUCCUGCAAACAUUGUGUUUGCUGGUCGUCUGUUGGCAUCUACAGUAGCACCAAUGCUGUUUACUUUCACGUUGACUGGGCCCCAUUUGUGACUAUAUCUGAAUUUAAUUGGAAGGAUACGAGUGAGCACGUGUGUCUGUUUGUGGGCGGGGCUUGCUGGAGCAGAGAGGGAGGGGAGAGGAGGAGCUGAGGGGAAAACUGGUGGGGAGGGGUAGUGUUAACAUUCAAGAUUUCUCCCAAAAACUGGCACUUCCUCAGAUCCUGCCUACCCCACCUUUGAAUGACACCACAGAAUGAUAACAUUGCAGUCCUAUAAUUAGUGAAGCAUCUCUUAGUCGUGGCCCACAGAGGGUAAUCUGGUAAUGUGUCUGUGAGUGUGCGUUCAGAUCAAACUGCUUCAAACAUUUGCAUGCCACCAUCCGCCCUUCUGCUGGACUUAGACAUCAGGAUUGAUGUGCGGUCCUGCCUGCAGGCCACGGUGGCCUCCCACCAUCGCCACCACCUCCAUUAACGCAUGAGUGCAGAGAACGAGUUAGAAAGUGAAGAGUGGGCGCCAUCGACCCGGCGUCAUCGCUGCAGCCUGAUGUGUAUUGACAGGAACAGUUGGUGGUAUGUGUGUGACCCAUAUGUAUCUGAACAUUAAUCGUAGGUGCGUGCUGGAAUAAUGCAGGACUAGGACCUUGAUUGAUCGUUUUACCAAUGUAAGAGCAGAGAAGUUUGACCGUGAAUGUUUUUUUAGAUGUAUUGAGAGGAAGAUAUGCGUCAAAGAGGCAAAAUGAAAGCUUGACUUCCAUUAUACACCUACACUGUGAACCAGUACGGCGCACACCUGGUGCCUGACCUGAAAUAAAUCAAAAUGUCUCCAUUUAUUGUGUGGCCUGUAAUGUCCCGCUGAACCUCGGAGUCGUGACUCUCAGUGGAGGUCAGAUUUCUCUCUCCGUGCACAGCUGUGUGCUUUGAAGCUUCACAGGUGUGCGCUCUUCAUUACAAACCGCUCCAAAGUUACAGCCUUCAAGUUCAAGCUGAGUUUUUUUCUCCUGGAGCCGCAUACAUGUUGGAAAUUCAGAAUAUUUUCAAACUGCUAUGUCAUGUUAAAUAAAUGUCAAUGUAGCCAUCCAUGUGCAGCAAACAGGUUUUUCUUUUACACCUGAAGGUUAUGUGCACAUCUGUUUACAGCUUUGUUUGUAAUGUAGCUUAAAAAACAUGUGAAUGCAAGUUUAAACAGAGCAGUUUGAAAUGAGGCUUACAUUUCAUUUAAAUCAAUACGGGUUAAUUGGUUGAUUGCUAUUUUUAACAAACGUUGACAACCGCGAUUGAUUAUUGUUCACCACUAGCUUUUCCAUGUGAAACUGGAUCAUGUUACAUAAGUUUGAUGGGCUAACAAAAUUAGAUUUAAGUAAGGUUGCAAAGAGGUGGAAAAUUCUGGUGAAUUUCGAGUAAAUUUUCAGACUCUUUCCAUGGGAAGUUAAGCUGUUCCAAAUUGGAAACUUUCCACGAGAAUUAUGGGAAUUUGUGGGAAUUAAUGGGAGCUUAUGGGAAUUAACUGGAAAUUGGGGGUAUUUUGAACAAACUGAUAUCAUAUCCAAACAUAAAUGUAAAUAUUUUUUGUAAUUUCCGGUAAAUUUCCAGAAACUUUCCCUGGUAAGUUAAGCUAGGGAAUUUUGGAAAUAUUUCAAAUAAGAAACUUUCCAUGAGAAUUAUGGGAAUUUAUGGGAAUUAACAAGAAAUUGGGGAUAAUUUAAACAAGCUGUAUCAUAUCCAAACAUAAAUGUAAAUAUUUUUGGUAAAUUUCUGGUAAUUUUCCAGAAACUUUCCAUGGGAAGUUAAGCUGGGGAAUUUUAGAAAUAUUCCAAAUUGGAAACUUUCCAUGAGAAUUAUGAAAAUUUAUGGGAAUAAAUGGGAAUUUAUGGGAAUCAACUGGAAAUUGGUGGUAAUUUAAACAAACUGUGUCAUAUCCAAACAUAAAUGUAAAUAUUUUUGUUUUGUCAUUAGCAGACAUCCGUGCAAAAUAGUACAAUUAAAAAACAUGAAAUUUCAACAGAUUUAUUUGAGUAGCAGUGGCGAUGGUGAAGGUGAUCGUGGCAUUUUUCUGUAGAAUAAAAUAACAAAAAAGUUGUAAAAACACUAAUGUAAUGAUAUGAACAGAAAUAUGGUUGGCUAAACAACUGGAAUGGUCUUCAAAAUAUUUGACAAUUGAUUUUUAAAUUAUUGUAUGGUCACAGGAAACCAUCUUGUAGAAGUCAGAAGAAACGGCAUCACAUUUGAGGUAGCUUAAUACCAUACCAUAAUAAGGUAGCCCCUUGAAUGGUUCAAUGAAAUGAAAAGAAGCUUACAUUUAGCACCUAUUUUUAUUUCAUUUUUGCAGGUUAGUCUGUGGGCUCAAAUGUCUUGUAUUUUGGGCUCAAAAAUGUGGCCUCCAGGGUUCAAGAAAUCAUCUGUGUACUAAUUCCCAUAAAUUCCCAUUAAAAGUUUCCAACUUUGAAAAUUCCUGAAAUUUUGCAAACCUAGAUGUAAGCAAAUGGUUUUGGACCAGCCGAUGAGAGGACCUUUUAAAAGACUGCAGCUUGACUCUGGAUUCAGACCCGCCGCUGAGUGCUCUGCUUUAUAAAACAUGCCGCUCUUGAACACAAUCCAGGCAGCAAUUAGGGCUCAUUCUCACAGAACAUAAACACUAGAUUGAGUCUUUUAAAUUAAAGCCGUUAAGGACUGUGAUGCUUUCAUCGGCUGUCAUCCAGACCAUUUCACAACCACUUUGCUUUUAGCAGCUCCACUGUAAGCCAAAUUUUUGUGCAAAAUAUAUUCUUAAUGAGGCAAAAACAAGAUGCAGAGGCAUCUGCUGCAGCUGAAGUUCAGCUGCUUGUUGUUUGGUCUCAAUGCCUGUGUGAGGAAAAUUAAUGAACUUCCUGUAAAUUGAAUAUAUUUAUAAAUCGCAGCAUCCAGGCUGUAUGCUAAUACCCUAAUGUGCACAUCUGUGCUUAGUAACAGCCACAUAUGUCAUGAUGCAUCCUGGCACACACACAAACACUCACUAUGAUGCAUUCAGUGUCAGGUGUGAGGUCACGUGACUCUCCUCUGUAGUGAAUCUUGUAAAAACACAAUGCAUUCUGGGUGACAAGAGGGCGGUUUAUGAGUCAUAAUAAAGCACACUGAGGCAUCGCGAGGCGGAGCGCUGAGGCUGAUCUGCACAGACGUUUGUGUGUGUGCGUGUGUGUUUGUGUGUGUGCGUGCGUGUGUGUGUGUGUGAGGGAGAGAUAGGUAAUCAAAUCUUUGUGAAUGAGAGGAAAAUCUCUCUCUCUUCCCUCCCCCCUCUCCAUUUCUCCUCCUUCUUCUCUCGUUGGUGUGUGGCGUAAUUAAAACGAUGGGCUCAUGAGAAUCAGACAGUGCAUGCACUCGUCUGAAUGCGUGUGUGCGCGUGUGUGUGUGUGUGUGUGUGGUUUGUAGCUGAAAGUCAUUCCCCGGGCCUGAGAGAGGGUGAGCCUGAGUGAGUUAACUAAGACGACAGAAAACGUCAAAGAUCUUAAGCCCGACUCUGUCACACCUCUCACACUCAUUUAGCUCCUUUUCUUUCUCUCCCUGACUUUGCUUUGUGAAAACCUGAGCGCGCACAGGUGGAUUGUGGGUGUUUAUGGGGAUGAAGGGAAAGAGGAGUCAGAUUGGAUUAUGGAGAACGACAUGCGGCUGAAUAGGUUGAAGAAUGUUUAGUAUAAUCUGGAUGCAGUGACGCACUUUAUUGUUGAAGAAAUGAAAUAAAAAUGAGGUCAAAGUGCUGCGCUCGGCUUUAAAUUGAGGGCAAUCACAUGUAUGUAGGAUGAACUGUAUAUGAAUUUUAAUCCCAGACUGAUAAACUGCUGCUUUGGAGGAUGUGUUUCUUUACACUGGUUAGACACCACACAGUUGUAUUUACAGCACCCUCUUGUUAAAGUUGUCUUUUUUCAGCCACUAACAGUUUGGGUUUUGCUGUAAGAUGCCGAGCUAAAAUCUGUGAGUCAGAAGUUGUGUUCAAGUCGGCCAUCUGGCCCUCUGUUUAGAGACAAAGCCUUCAGGAAUGACUUUGGCUGGGGUAUUUGUUUAUGGCCUUUUCAGUUCAGCUUCUGUUAGCUUCUAUUCUCUUAAUAAGGAGAGUAACAGCACACAAAAAUCCACUGUUUGGUUCCUUUUCUGGUGCAGCAAAGGGAACAAAGCAACACAGAGAAUCUUUUUCUUUUAAUAAGAAAUCACAGAACUUCCCUUUAAUACUGUCUCAAGUGCGGGCCUGCUCAUGUUUUAAAAAGAAAGAAACAAUAGAUAAAAAUAAAGUUUAAAGAUCAAAUCAUGUCUUGAAUUUAAAGCUCCAGUGAGGAACUUUCAGUUUAAAUCAGUUUUGACACAAAACCUUGGCGCCCCCUAUGGACAAAGCAGUCUGCUUACCUUGUCCUCUACAUGCUUAAGAAGUGUUUUUGGACUAAAAAGCUCAUCCUGCAGAUUUUUUAAAGUCAAAUGUAUCAUUUACUGUGAAUAUUUUAUGUGGAAGUUUCAAAAACAGGGUUGUUUUUAGCUGCUCGGCUGACACCUACCUCCUCAAAUUUAAAGUUUCAAAUUUAGAUAUGAAAACCGUCAAUCUUGUCUUGUUUGCUUUUGUGUAUCCAUAUGAAUUUUUGUCUGUCUUAUAAACAUCAAAAAACUCCACACAGAAGCUUUAAGUUUGCUUUUUAUUUAUUUCUUGUGAUGUGAUUUUAUAUACCGUAUUUUCUGGACUAUAAGUCGCACCAGCCAAAAAAUGCACAAUGAAGUAGAAAAAACAUAUAGGACUGGUAUAAGACGCAUUUUUUUGGGAGGAAAUUCAUUUUACAAAAUCCAAGACCAAGAACAGACAUUUCAUCUUGAAAGUCAAGUUAUAAAAAUAAUCUAGCCAUUUAGCUUUUAUCCUGUGAUUAGCUUUUUUUUGUUUUUUUCAUCGCAGUAAGGGUAACCUCCACUUUUUUCGUCACAAGUUUCUCACUCACUCCUAACUCUCUUGUCGUUUUCGGCUGCAUUUUUUACUACUUGCAGUUUGUAAUCUGCAGAAUAUGAAUUUCUUUUUGGCGGCUUUUGUGCUCGGUCUUCCUCAGUUGUCGAUAUGAGUUAGCGUUAAUUUUUAAAUCUUCAGUGGUUCAGGGGUAGCGGAUACUGGUACACCAGCCUAGAGUGCCAGCUAAACUAUGAAAAAAAGUGAGCUUUAUAGUCCAUAAAAUACGGUACUCGUGCGGUGUCGCUUCAGAUGUGUUUACAAGUACAAGUGUUGCCUGCAACGUAUCGAACUGUUGGCAAACUGCUAAAUUUCACAGGGAAUUCGAAGGAGACUUUGUCAGUGGAGGGUCUUCUAGUUCUUGCCUGUCAUGUGUUGUGCCAGCUGCCACGACGGGGGAAAAGCGUCCUCUGUCUUCCAACUGUGUGGAAACUCUGAUUUCAUUAUCUUAUCCGACAAAGACAGAUGGAUGAAGGAGAUCAGGCGACGGCUAAAUGAGGCGGUGUCAAAGUGGUUUUGCUCCCGAAGACAGAAGCAUAACUUUUUAAUAGAAGCACUUAUGAAAAAGGAGCAGCUUUCUAAACCUGACAUUUAAAGUGAACCAAUUAAGGCCUGUAAAAAGAGUAAAAAUGUGCAGAAAACCUGCAGCAGAUAAAAAAAAAAGGUUCAGCAGGUUCACCAAAUACUGCAAACACAAGAUAUAACUGGAAGAUAAAGGUUACAGCUUGCAAAUGAACGAGCACGUCUCAAAGAAUUCUUGUCGAACGUGUAAAAGGUCAAGUAGAAAAACAGAAAUGAUGAGAAGAGGAGGAAAGAGGAAUCAUCUCAGGGUCCACAUGAAGCUUUGUGGAAGUGGUGUCAAAACUCAAGGAUGAUAAUUCGUAUUCAAACAAAACAAAAAUUGCAUCGGUAUUUGAAUUUGGAAACAGUGUGUGUAUUGGAUCCUGUCUGUGUGUAUCCUUCACGCGUGUGUGCCUGCAAAGCUUGAAGUCACAGCCGAGCGUCUCCUCACUGACAGCGCCUUCAUGUGGUGUGAGUGAAUCAGAGUAAGAAGCUCCGUUAACUCUGUCGCUGCACAGCAGAUAUACUGCCGUGCAGAGUCUUCUGCUCUCUUUCACAGAGACGUCACAUGACGAGACGCAACAAAGACUCUUUUGCGUUUCCGCCUCUGACAGGUUGUGCUCUCAUGAACUGACUGUCACGCUGGUUUGAUGCGUGGAAACAAGACAGGUUGCAUUUCUUUGUUUACUGUUUUUUUUUAAGUCUUAUGGUAAUUCUCAAAUGGGAUGACUGGAUCAUUAAAACAAGCUGAAGUCAAACAGAAACACUUACAGUACUCAUUGAAGGCAUAGUUCACGAUCUGAGAAGCAGUUGAAAAAAACUGAGCCGUUAAGGCAGAUUUGUAAAAAGCGUCCCACCCCCCGCACAAAAACCUCUCCCCUCUUUGCGCCAUGACAACUCCCCCUGAACCUGUAUCACCCUCUCCACGACACACCUUCUCUGGCAGAGCAAGAAGCUGGCCGGCAGAAGCUACGCUACUUUUAGCCGCUCAGAGCUCCGAGGAGGGCCAGGAGGGCGAAAAAUUUUUUUGUAGGAUUUUAGGGUAAGGUCCUGGCCUCCUUCGCCUCUGAUUGGCUAGAAGUGCUGGGCUCCGAUUGGUUAUUCCUAAUGGCUGUGAGACAUCAUCGUCUGUUGGGGUAGAGUUAGGGUUAGGAUGAGGGUUAGGGUUUAGGGUUAGGAUUAGGAUGAGGGUUAGGGUUAGGGUUUGGGGUUAGGAUGAGGGUUAGGAUGAGGGUUAGGGUUAGGAGAUUCAGAAGUGCGAUGAUGUUCUUUUCGUGUACAGACACGACAGCCUGCAUUUGGCUGGAGCUUGUAAUGACGUUUUAAGCUUUUCCAGCCAAUCAAAGGCAAAGGAGGCGGGACUUUCCCCUACUGUCCUACAAGAAAAAAAAUCGCAGCCAGGAGAGUGGGAGGGGACGAGUUGGAACUAUGAGAGAGGGUCAUGUCGAAUACAGCGAGGUCAUUGGAUGGAGAGGAGAUUGACCAAUAGGAGCUGUCCGGGAUGGAUGGCUCCCAUUGGUCAAUGUUUUUGCAGUCCCGCACCUGCUAGGGUGAACAGACUUUUUCCGUUCUUUUUCUCUUUACUUGUGGAGAUCGCACUAUAGGACCAUGGUCGCCAUAGAAACGAGGUUCAUAACAAUUACCAAUCUCUCCAAUCGUCAACCAUGUCUUUAAUGCUCAUUACAUGUGACUAAUAUGACUCACUGAGCUGCUUCUGGUAAAUAAUGUGUUCAGGUCUGAAACCCUCUCUGCAGGUCCAGACACUGAUGUCACUCUUUUCUACCGUUUCUUGCUAAAAUUUCCUCAUUAGCUUUCCUUUGUUCACCUCGUGUAAAUAUCACCGUAACCUCCAGUUUUGUCCUCUCCCCCCCGCCAAAAAACCCCACUCACACACUCCAGCUCAGUCCUGCUGCGUGUCAGACAGAAGGCCAUCCCUCCUGCUGUAUGCUAAUAGGCAGGUAACAGGAGCACUUGGCCGCUCUGUCACUUCCAAACACACACUCAGUGAGAGUGGAGGUGUUUACACUACAAUCUGCUGCCAGGGUCCGACCUGAGAGGCAGGGAUGGGUGGGGGGAGGGCUGUGGAGGCAUGAUGUCCUUUAACCCUCCUGUUCUGCCGCUCCAUCCUUUUUUACUCUGCCACUUUUUACCUCCUCCAUCUCUCUCUCUCUCUCUUUCUCACUCUGGCAUUUUACUCCACUCCUCGGUCCAUCAGUCUGCUCCCCCACUCGCUCUCAGUCUCUCUUGUGUUUUCUGCUCACGACGACAGUUUCUUCACACCUCAGAUCAGACACGAAGGACCCUGACUCUCACAGUGCCACACACACACACACAAACCAUGGCGAAGUCUAGAGUGGUUUCCACUGUGACAAGUGGAGAAGAGAGGAUGAAUAACUCCCGACUGAUUGCAGACGUUUGCCUUUUCUGUGAGAUAAAGGGUUAAUAUUGUAUGUUUUUAAAGAAAUGAAUCAGUGCGCUGCUCCAAAGUCUGUGUCUGCAGGCAGAGAUUUAGGGAAGGUUGGCUGCUCAUGAUGUGCAAAAGUUUAAUUUGGAUUUAUUGGUAUUGAUUCAGCUGUUCUUUUAUAAUCUGUUUGGAUACGCUUCAAACUGUGAAAGCUCGUACUGCUCAGAAAUCAACUUCAGAUCUACAGAAUAUCAGAAUCAGACCAAGAGAGGCCACACAUUCAGAAUGUGGGACUCUCUAAAUCAAUAGUUCUCACUCUGGGACCCACGUUUUCUCAUGGUCCUGAAGUCUUGACCCACUUUUAUAAACUUCAAACCAAGCAAAUUUAUUUUCCACUUUAGAGACGCAAAUCUUUAACAUAAAUACACCCAUUUUAUUGAGUAAAGUGCAUUUCAGAGCACAUGAACUGAGAAGUUGCAUAUACAGAAAAUAUCAAAUAUCAAAUUGCACAAAAUAAACACCAAAAAAAAAAAGAAACAUUUAAUUUUACUGCAUGUAGGGCAUAUUUAUAAGAAACUGAGUAGGACCACGAUAAGAUAUUUUUCAAAAUAAAAGACAAAGUCAGGCAUCAAAUGCACAUCUGAUAUUCGCUUUUUUGACCAGCAUUUCACGACCCAUCCAGAACAUGUCCGUGACCCACUUUUGGGUCAGGACCCACCAGUUGAGAACCACUGCUCUAAAUGAUAAAUUACGUCUUUAAACAAAUAAAGGAAAACGUCAAAUUCAUUUUAAAAUUUUGUCAAAAACUGGUUAGAAAAUCUGUUCUUAAAUGCACCCUUUUUGGAGGAACAGCAAACACGUGUCAUACCCGAGACUUCUUUCUCUUUAUCUGUCUCCUGCAAGUGUCUCGUCUUUAUGAAACUGCGCCGCUAAAUCACAGUAGCCCCCCUUUUGAAUCUGUGUUUAAACCCUGUGGAGCUGUAAUGAUGCCACUUUACUGUGAGAAGGCAAUAUGAUGCAACUCAUUGCAAGCAUAAGCAGACAUUUGCAACUCACUGAAUGUAGAUAUGUUUUUUUUUUCCCCCAGCAUGAAACAAAUGUGUCAGCUAAUAUCACGGGGGUAUGAUACACAAAGAUUAAAUUUUAUUGGCACGUCCGCAGCAGAGUGAACAGUCACUAAAUGGCUGCAAAUUGCAGUGUCAGCCGUCGUCCACACUUGUUACAGAACGAACCGUGUCAUCCGAGAGCUCUGCAGCCCGACCAAUCAAUGAAAUGGCCUGCUGGCAGAACGCAGCGGGACAGAUGUGGACGAUGUGAGCUGUACUAGAAAGAGAGCAUUCCUGGGAUGACAGAGGAUUGACCGUAAAUAUGGGAGGGAUUUACUGGUUACAGGCAGCAGAUUAGUGAAAUAGACACACAAGAGUUACUGUAUAUGAAGUAUAAUCUACAGGGAGAUACUGCAGGAGUAGAGGCGGUGUUGAAUGCUCAAAUUAAACUUUUUAAAUAUGGUGGCCAAGAAGAGUAAAGAAGUUACAACAGCCUGAGAAGUUUUCUGUUCAGCUGCAAAAUCAAACAUGUAUUGGUUUGCUGUAAAUGCGUUUUUACGGCUUUUUGCAGCAAGUCUCUGUCGUAUUUGAUUUGCAGUAUUAAAUUUAUUUAAAAACUUGCAAAACUUAUAAAUUUGCAGCCUGUUUCUCAAGAGAUUUGGUUGGAGUGGGAAUCACCCGUGGCCCCAGGAUACAAUAUUUCCACAAUACUUGGGCUACAAUACGAUAUUAUUGCGAUUUAUUCAAUAAGUGUCUAGCUAAUUUAGCAUUUGGCUUUUCUUCAUGUUUGUCUUAUUUAUGCUGUAUUUUAUUUUCAGCACAUCUUGCAAACCUGAAAUAUAUUUGUUGACGUGGCAGUUUGUUUGCCUUUUUUUCGACCACAGUACUCAAAAUGUUGAUUAAAACAGAUUAAGAUGGUUUGGAAAAUGUUUAAAGCCUUUAUUAAAAUAACUGCAAAGACAUAUUAUAGCUUCCUUUAUAAAAACUUAGGACAAGGACAACAAAACUCUAAAAAAGUUGUGUAAUGACAACCUCCAAACUAUUUCUGCUCAUUUUUGCAGCAGGUUAGUAACAUGACCUGGUAUAAAGGGACAUUUCAGAGAGUCUCAGAAGUAAAAAUAGGAGAUUUGUGACGAUCCAGGGUGAAACAAAAGGGAAAGGAUCCAAAUGAAGAUGAAAAAAAAGAUUUAUUUAAAAGGAACUAAAAGAAAAGCAACAAAAACCUACUUAGAAAGUCCAACUGGAAAUUUCCCAAAACACACAAGAGGCAAAACAAGGAGACACUGGCAUAGGCACAUCUUGACAGACACACACAAUGAACCAAAGAAGAAACAGGGGAAGACGAGGGCUAUAUAUACACACAGGGAAACGAGCAACGAGAGGCAGGUGAGACACUGAGACACAGGUGCAGACGAUCACAGAGGAGGGAAAACUAAGGAGGUAAAACAAGACUAGAAACACAGGGAAUAAACUACUGCAAAAUAAAACAGGAAACACUGAAAACUGAUAAUGACACACUGAGAACAUGAGGACAACAGAGUUGGACACAAACUGAAAACUCACAAGACAAGACUACAGGGGAACAGAAACACGAGGGAAAAUAACAAAGGAAAUACACUCAAAUGACCAAAACUAGGGGAAAACUGAAUACCAGGACAUAUCAUGACGAGGUUCACCGUUCUGUGAGGGACUGUGUGAGAGUUUGUGUACAUUAGUAGUUUGUACGAAUUACCGAGAGCUUUUUGGCGUCGAAUCCGUAAACUUGCAGAAGGCAGAAACAAGUUGUCCAUAAAAUAAACACUGGAUAGCUGUAAUUUUUGAGUCCUCAGACACUGUAUUAAAAUAAAAUAAGACAUGUCUCUGCAGUGGAAAUCACAGCAAUGGCUAAACAUCCCCUCCAGACACCACUGUAUGUAAACACAGUUUUUCACAGCAAUCACAAAAAAAAACAUACCAUACAAAAAGGACUCUGUGCGUCCAUUUAUGACGGACUGAUGGGAAGAGGAACACUGUUUGAUGAAUAAAAACAUCCAGUUUAGGAAAUGCACCAUUAACAAUAAACAGAAUAUAUGGGUUUUGGAGGAACAUAUGUCUCCAUCCAGACAUGAAAGACCUUGCAUAUUUUAGCAAGACUAGGCCAAACCACAUUAUUCACAUUUAACAGCAGCAUGGCUCCAAAGUAGGAGAGCCCAGGUGGUUAAUUGGCCUCCCUGCAGUCGCCCAUGAAAUGCAAAAUACAACAAAGGAGACCCCGAACUGUUGAGCAGGUGAAAUAUUUUAUUAGUCAAGAACGGGAUGAAAAUUUACUCCAGAAACUGUCCUCCUGGGUUAUGCUCUUUGUUUUCAAUUCAAUUCAGGGUCUACUAUUUUACACCCUAAGCUAAAUGAGCAGUAUUCCACUAAUAACUAAUUAAAGACUGUAGUGUUUUUUUUUUCCUUUCCACCUGUGCCCCUUUGUUAAAAUAAUAAUCCAGUAAAUUCAUCCUCUGUUAGUGUAUCCAGAGCUCCACCCAAGCCUGGCACGCCACCUCCCAUCAUAUGUGAGAAAAGACGAAAGCCAUCAGAUGAAUUAAAAAUCUGUUGCUGCUCCUCCCCGCCUCUCUUCCCUCGCUUCACGCGGGCUUACGCAUCCUCGCUGCGGCCAAUCCCGCAGCCGGGCAGGAGAGAUGGGAGGGGGGAGGGGGCAGGACCAUCAGCCUCCAGGGCUGGCGGCCCAUCGUUCUUGUCACAGCUGGGAGGGGAUGAAGGGGAGGGAGCGAGGAGGGGGGUGAGUAGAGAGGGAGGAGGUAAUCCAAUGAGACAGAGAGAGGAGAGGCAGAGCGAGGGCAACGCCUCACAGCACCGGGAACCUCUCUCUAUCUCCAUCUCUCUCUCUUUUUACCCCCCCCUCUUCUGUCUGUGAAGCGUAAAAACCGAACGACUCUCAUCUCUCAUUCAGUCUCCUCUGCAUGUGGCUAAGAGCUGCUUUCACACAUUUUUAAGCCUCUCAUUUCCCUACAUCUCUUCAUUCUCCUUCUGACGUUUCUUCUCUACAAACUGGAGGAUGAAUUAAAACACAAGAAAGGACUAUUUUUUUUUCUUCUCCCUCCUGUGUUUUCAGGAGGCAGCAUCUUUCUUUGGAGUCAUCUUUGUUCUCUUCUCACAGCUGCUGAGUGUACAGUGUGGAAAUAGGUUAGUGUGCCUGUUCGGAGCCGGGCGGCAGAGGUAAUUGAAAGGUCUGUGCGCGGCGGAAAGGAAGAGGAGGGGGAUGACUUCCUGGCGCUAACGCUGUGCAGCUCUGUGACCAUUCGGAGAGAGGGUGACUUGGGAUGCUGGCGUUGAACUCUAACCUUUAGCAGAAGUGUCAGCAGAAAUUUUGGACCUAAAGAAUAAGACAGAUCCGUCCUCUCUUCUCUUUUGUUUUUGUGAAACACCCGCUGACCUGUGUGUCUGCUGUGUGUUGACACCAUGGACAUCAACCUUCAGUCGCAUCGAUUUUACUUCCCCCAGAUCUACUGUGCUGAUCUGGGGGCGCAGCCGCAGCUCACUGAGUUCAAAGUCAGGUAAGCCUCCAAGGGUGGGAAAUGUGUCAAUGAUGGAUCCAUUCAUUAGUGAUUGAUCCAUCAAUGAUGGAGACACCCAGCUCGGAUGUCUCCAUCAUCUUUUGUCAGCAUCACGUGCCUUUUGGAUCCACCCGAAAUUCAUCUCCUCCACCAUCAUGGUCAUCUUUCCAUCAGAUCCCAGCUGCUGCUGCUGCUGCUGCUCCUGCAUAUAAAGCGUUUCUGUGUACAUUGAGGGCUGCUGUGAGUAGCUGUUUGCCCUUGCAGGGGGAUGGGGCUGCAUGCUAAUGUACAAGCUAGCUGUGCAGAAAAGUGCUCUCCUCCUGAGAGAAGCAGAGGGCAUUGAUGGCCUUUGGUGGGAGCUUGCCAAGUUCGGACGGAGCGGGCGACAGUGCAGCGGUUGUGUUAUAUUUUGUGCGGUCGCCGCGGCCCUCUUGUUGGCCGCCUCAGAGGCUCUUUUGUUCUCCGUGUUUACGCCUUUCUCUGUCUUUUGCCGCUUCUCUUCCUCUCCAAUCAACAGUGAAAGUGCUCAGGGUGGCUUGUUGCAUCCACAGCUGACGCCUGCCGUCAUGGGUGCAGACUGCUCGAGGACGCAUGCUCAGAAGUGCAACAGCUUCCCCGCUCUUUGUCUUCUUUAGAUGUUAUUGUGCCACUUCGAGGUUUGGUAUUCAGGCGCCUGUUUCGACCUGAUGUUAUGUGACAUCAACAAAAACGCGUUUGCUGGGGCUCAUAUUUAGUCAUUUUCUAUCGGCCAUCUGUCCUUGUAUAAAUCAUCUUGCGCCCCUUCCUUCAUCCUUGGGUUCAUGUUUGGAGAUGUCCUUGUAAUCUUGUGUGCGAUCCAUUUGACGAUGCCUCCUCUAACAGCUCUGAUUAGUGCAGCUUUAAGGGACUCAGCCUGAGUUUUGCCCCGCUAAGCAGCUUUCGGUUUGGCUGCUGCUCCAGGCGGGAGCAGCUUUAUGGAGCUACAGCGUGUCACUAUCACAGCCUGGCCGAGCUCCAUGAUGACUCCGCGGGAGUCUGAGGGCGUUUGCAGCUGGGUGACAUCACCGGGAGAAAGAAAGCGAGGGGAUCCAUGCGUCCAGUGAAAUACUUUAGUUACUCUAAGGCGUCUCUAUAAGAUACAAGGUGUUAAAAUCUGAAAAACAGACACAUCCCUGAUAUACUGGACCAUAAUUUUCCAUAUCAGGUUAGAAAACAGCAGCUUACACUGAAAAAAGUGAACCAUUUUAAGUAACCACACUAGUGAUGCUAAGAGCAUUAAGACCAGAUUAAAACUACGAUACAGGAGUGCAGGAGUCUCAAACCCUCUUAGCGGACACAGGACGUCAGACGAGGCUAAAAACAGCUGUUGCUAAUGUUAGCUCGUUUAAGUUGUUUGUAGGUUAGGAUUUCAUCAGUGUGUAAGCCCAGGCCAAACAAAGAGAGCAACACGAUUGCAACAACCUAUAGGGUUUGAUAAAUAUAGUCUGCAUCUAUUGAAUUGUUAUAUUUAAAUGUAUUUAUUUCCAGAAACAUAGUCUGUAAGAUUUUGAGAUAAGACUUUGCACCUCGGUCCAUGUAUUAUCUGUCCAUUCAAUUAUUCCAUUCAAUCUAGUAAAUGAAAAAAUGAGUCAAUAUUUUGUUUAUUUGUUUUUCUAAAUAACCAGAAAAUAAAAGAUUAGUGUUUGUUUUUAUAUUUUCGGUUCAAAACAGAAUAUGUAAUAGAGAAGGAAACGAAAACAAAAUAAUAAAUCUACUUUUCGUUUUCGGGUUAUUGAUGUCCCCAUUUCCUACGGUGCUGUUCUACUGUUGCACAACAAAGUAGCCAACAACGUGGAAACAAAAACUCGCGACCAGCGUAGUAGAGAAAGGCUAACCUGUUGUCAUGGAGAAGGACGCAUCCUACGUAUUAUUCAAAGCCGCCAGGAGGGUCACGCUGAAGGAGGAAGAUAUGAAAAAAUAACCACCAGAGCUCUGUUACAACCUAAGAUUUUGGCGCUCGACCCGCUCUGUCACAUGAUCCUGUCGCUAAAGAUCAUGGGAAGACCAAUGUAGCCUCCAUGCAGGUAUGCUCAAAACAGGCGCACUCAGAAUCAAUAAUUGUAAAUAAGAUUUAUUAUUUUGUUUCUGUUUUGAGUGGAAAAUACGAAAACAAACACUUAUUUUUUAAUAUUUUGGUUAUCCAGAAAAACAAAUAAACAAAAUAUUGACUCGGUUUUUCAUUUACUAGAUUGAAUGGAAUAAUUGAAUGGAUGGAUAAUACAUGGACCCACCCACUAUACUUCAAGAUUUUAAGCCCAACAAACAGUAAAACAGUCCGAGUCCACUGCAGUGUUACUAAAGCGACCUUCUGCAAAGUGUCCACACGAGCAAACAUAAGGAACUGUCUGCAAAUAUCAGCCUCUGAUGGAUCUGUUUGGACUGCAGCCUCAGUGGAAAAAAGAAAAAGGUUCAGUCUCGCACAUCUCCGGCUGUGCCUCACACCUCUCCUCUUCUUCUCUGAACACGCACACACACACACACACUCGAACCAUGUGUGCAUAUACACAGAUUAAAGAGGUUUAAAGUGCGUUUCCAUAAAAAACGUUCCAGGCCCCUUAAGCAAUAUUAAUGUUUCACAAAUCUGAUUUCAUGCCUUGAAUUCUCACUUUGAAAGGCAGAAAGAGAAAUCACAGUAAAUAGACAUAAAUAAACAGACUGCUGUCACUAUUUCUGUGCAGAUUUAGCGCUUGUCAUAUUUUUUCUGGAUGCGACAGCCAGGUCAGGACACUGCGAAGAGGAAAAAGGCCAAAAAAAUCCCCAACAUAUUAUCAAGAGUAUGUUGAGCUCAUUAGAGGUGAGUAAGAGAUUGGGGAUGAAGAAGGAAGGAGAGAAAGAUAGAGGGGGAGUGUAGGGAAAGAGAGGAGGGAAAAUAUGAGCUCAGGAGAGAGGGGGGGGAUGGUGAGAAAAGCAAAGCUAAGCAAAAGGAGCCGAGAGAGCGGGUGUAAAUUUGAGAGGGAAACAGAGCGAUGUUUGAGGGUGGAGUCAGAGGAGAGAGGAGCUAUAGGAUUAAUUAAUAAAUCAGAAAUAUAUUGAUGUGUUCAUGGUGUUUGGUGAGGGUUCAUGCCGUGGAUGAAUGUUUGCAAGGGAUGCUGAGAUACUAGCGCCAGAUCCACGGCGAUAUAGCCACAGUAUGGCCAGAUUACCAUGACAACCAGAGCUGGCCGAUCUAUGCCAGCGCACAGACAUGUACAGUAAAUGUAUGCACAGAUACACACAUACAUGCACACACAUAGUCACAUAUGGAGAGAGAGAGAGAAAGAGAGGGAGAGAGAGGGAGAGCUUCUGCUUCAGCGGCUUUAAGCUACAAGAGCAGAAAGACCCUCCUUUAUAACAUGGAUGUGUUUUCUUGAACAUACAGAUUCUUGUACAUCUUUUUAAGUGCUUAACUGAAUUAUUGAUUUUUUCAUCUUUUUAAGGUCUGUUCUGAUAUUAGUUGCUAGCAGAGCAUUGUUUCUUUUUCUGCUGUCUCUCUUUAAAUGCUGUAUUUUGAUUUCUAUUUAUUCCUUUAUGUUUUUAAAAGAAACUCCAAUGAGGAUCACAGAAAGAUGGGCUAAAUUGAAUCAAAAUCAGCCAGUGAGACUAAGAUUUGGUACGUUUAUAGAUUGUUGAAAAGAACUGAUGUUUUGCUUUUUGUUUGACUGAAACUGGGAUUUAAAGAAAACAUGAACACAAUUGAAAUUACUUUUAGGAGCUGGACUAACUUACCUGGAUAAUGCGAGACGUGACUCCACCCCAUCCAGUCUGUAACAAAGAGGGAAAGACAGGUUAGGAGAUGGAGGACGGUUCAAAAGUUGGAGCGACUAAAGUAGACGAAGUUGAUGUGGGAGAGGGGAGCAGCUUGAGGAGUAAUUAUCGUCCAUUUAUCGUUAUCGUUAUCGAGGUGAACUGCUCAAUAUAUCGUAAUAUUGAUUUGAGGCCAUAUCUCCCAGCCCUAACGUGUAUACAGUUCAAAUGGACUGAAACUGGCCAUAGUGUUUUGCACAUGCUCCAACAGCAUGAGAGCUUUGCUAGGAAGCUGGAUAGUAAACAAAAUAUUGACAGAUGAAGACCGGAUGUAAAAAAAAACUAAACUUUCCUCCUGUGCAAACAAACAGUACAGAACUAAGAGUUACAGUGCGGGACAUGCAUGCAGUGAUCCUCUUGCUAACGUGUUUUGUCAAAUGCUCUAUUACGUAAUACACCAACUGAAAGAUGAUCUGGACGUAACGAUUAGAUGCUUAAAGUCCCACUUGAUUGUUUUUUUCUUACUACUUAAAGUGUUAUCGGUGGUCUUUAAACUGUGAUUAUGAAGUUUUUAGCCAAAAUCACCUUACCUGUAUCAUUUUUAAGCGCUUUUCUUCUGCAGAGCUCAGGUAGCUUAUUAGCAAUUCGCCUCUGGGUCAAGGGUGGAGACAGCGCUGCUCUGCACACUUCUCCUCGAGUUAGCUUGCAGCCUAAUAUCGCCGGUGUAGUAGAAGUAGCAGGUAACAUAGGAGCUAUUCAGCUCUCGGACACUUUUGUCCUUAGGAGCAUGAUGAAAGCUAAUAUCAUAAUUAGCUUUCUUACGAGCAUUUCAAUCCGCUAACACACACAUUUGUCACAUCGUCCUCUCUAGUUCUCUGAGUGUGGCCUGCAUAGUGGGGCUCUGGGGGGCGGAGCUUGGAUUUGUGACAUAGGAAAUCUCACUGUGUCUGAACCUGCCAUUUGGGUCUGUAAGUUGAAUGCGGAAUUACUUCUUUUUCUCAUGAAAUGUCCUCUAGUAUCAGAAAAAUGCCAUAUACACAUGAAGACAACAAGAAAAACAUGAUUUCAUAGGAGCGGGUCUUUAAAUCAUUUGUGGUUAUAGCUCAACUGGAACAAAACGCUCCUAACACAGAUGAUACUGAAGGUCGUUUAUCUAUCUUACUGCAACGUGACCUGUGAGCAGGAAAGCACUCAGCUCCUCUGACCCGUAGAUUGAAACGAUGAGGAGAAGAUGGAAUGAUUUAUCUGAAGUUUAUAAAUGUCUGCUUGAAUCAAAAUGACUCUUUGACCCUCAGUCGUAUCAAAAAUAGGAUUUCAGUCGUACGGCAUGCUUCUACCCUUCAGCUCCUUCAUGUCUUAUUCACCUUGAAAGCCUCCGACAUGAAUCCAAGAGCUGCUGUGAUGUGCCGUAUUGCUCGAGGAUUAUGUCUUGCAUGAUGGGAGAGCUUUUUUUUUUGUUGUUGUUCUCUCAGCGCACUGUUGCAUGACAGAUUAGAGACGGAGCCCACCACACAUGCAUGUCAAACUUCGGAAAGCGCUGCUUCAAAUUUGCGAAAUAUUCCGGGUCAUCGGGUCCUUCUGACCGAUGAUUUGUGUCACGAAUAACAAGUGAAGUCAAAACUACCGUGUUCACUGUGCCAAUGUUUCAAAAUUGGAUGAGUCGACCUCUUUCAGACGCCUCGGAGAGUGUUUUGCAGACAAUCAAGACUGACUGUAGUCGGCAAGUGAGAGCACUUAACCUAAUGGCCUUCAAUGAACGCUUAACUGUAAAAAGGAUCUCAUGUAAACACUGCGCGAUGUGUGUGUGUGUGUUUUUCUUUUUGUGUGUGAGGCUCCACAGUAAGCAGCAGCAGUUAAAUGGCAUCAUGGGGCAAAGAGAGCAGAGCCUCGGGGCAUCUCCACAGCUUCGUCCCUUCCUUUACUCUCUCCAGUCUUUCUUUUAUUACAAGACAGAAGAAAGAGUUUCACGUGUUCAAUCUGAGGAUUACAGCCCCGGUCAGGCUUUCACCGUUCAAGUCCUCUCUCUGCUGGGAAAUUUUUCCCCUCUGCCAAAUGGAGACGCAUGCAUUUUUAAAGCCACCCUCACUUCCUGCUCCCUAUCUUCUGUAUCUCCCUGCCUCCUCCAUUUAUCUUUCUGUCUCCGUCUCAAUAUCCUCUCUCCCUUCAGUUUAUUUCUCCCUCUCUUAGCUUAAAGUGCCGCCAUCAGCCCAGCUGGAAAAUUUGACCCCCAUAUUGACAAAAUUUUGCUUUUUUUAUUAUGAUAACAGUGGCACAUAGUUUUAGUCAGAGAUAGACGUGGAUGGCCCGAGGCGUCAGACUCCGUAUUAAACAUUCCAGCAAACGCUCAUUAAACCGAGAUCAGGAUUCCCACAAACAACAAACUAGACAGGAAUGUCUGGCUCCUGGCGCAGCUCUUAAAGUCUUAAAUGCCACACAUGACGCAGGGAUGAAAAGUUCUUGUUUUCAGUUUUGGAAAAGAAAAAGAUAAUAUUUAAUUAAAUUGGAUGUUUCUUGAAAGUAUGAAACUGGAGCUUCACAUUAAGACUCAUCCUGAAAUAUGUUUUGAUCCCAGAUCUUUAUCCUUCCACCCCACCCUAAAGGAGCAUGUAGACACGCUCGUCUGACUAAAAUUGUACUAAAUCAAACUUCUCAUAGUCGCACUAACAUGCUUGGACAACAUGGUUAGGAAUGUAGUUUCUCUUCCAUGUAUUCAGCUCAAUCAGACCAAAACUGUAAGCGUUCUGCAAACGAUCCAGAGUUUGCACACCAGGAUUUGAGCUAGGAGUCCAGUUGGGUAAAUCUGUCUCAAGGAAGCUCGGUAGGAAACCAAACCUUGAAGAUGUCUUAUCAUACAUUGAGCCGUAAAAGUGAUGAUGUUUUGAUGUUUGUCGAACAUCCCAUUAGCCCCUUGAAAACCCUAACCACUUGUUGAUUGUUGGGUAAAUGGUAGAUCUAAUGAGCUGAAAGCGAGCGUGAUUGUUGUUGACAUGUUUCUGUCAACAAUUCAAUUCUUACCAGGUGCUUAGGACGAGUAAAUGUAGUCCAUCGAGUUGUAGAGUUGCAGGGCUCAACAUUUCACUCGCAUGUGCGCAUAAAAAAGAAAAAAUAGCCAAGGCAACAAAUGUUUGUUCAUGUAAAUACCCCAGUGAAGUUAGUUUUAGGUUGGAUAUUCGACGGACAUUCACUGCAGAUCUACAGGUGUCUUCUCACUCUCCAUAACCAGGAAUAGCAACAGAGGCACGGUUAAAUCUGUUAGGCAUUCUUGCUGUCAACUUCAGGUGUUGAAUAAGGGACCAUCAAUAAAUUAUCGGUCAAUGUUCUCAAAAAAGCUUCAAUAGCUUCAAUGUCAUGUGACCAACUGACCUAAAAUUGAUUUCAAAUAACAGUACUUAUGUCGAACAAGAAGACAAACAUUAUUUCAUCAAUUUUCAUUGUGCCCCAAUAGUUAUUUGUGAAAAAAGUUAGUGUCGAGCCCUGAGUAGCUGGAUUUGACUGAGCAUAUAAACGCACUGAGAGUUGUAAACUUACACCCAGGGUACAACUGACUCACUGAUAGUGCUGUUACCACCAACCAAAGGUUAUAAACCAUAAAUCACAGCGCACACAAACAGAAAGUACUGAUAGUGACCAAACAGAAGGACUUCUUCAUUAACACUAAAUUUCAAAACAGUACAAAACAAACCAAAGUGAGAAACCCCAACUCUGGUCUUAUUUAGUCUUCUUUAACCUAGUCUUCCGAGCGGUUUUAAAUCCUGAACUCAGGAGACCAAAGUUACUUGAGACUGUAAUACACCUCCUUAGAUAGAAUAAGAAGAGUUCAUUAAUAAAGUUGAAAGCUUUUGCCUGUCUGGCAGCUAACUAAUGGAUGCUCCAAAUUAAAGAAGUUGCUGAAAUAGUUGCAUUGAACAAAACAAAGAAAGAAGCAAAGCCUAGGGUGUCACACAAAGUUAAUUUUGAGAGUUUUUUGGGUCGGAUUGAGUGUCUUCUACGCACUUCUAACUCAGUAAGUCCACGUGACACAAAAUCGAAACUUACGUACAGAACCCCGGACAUUUGAAGGAUUUUAUAAACUUCCCCGGACAAAGCCAGAAAAACCCGCACAGCCCCCAAAAAAGAGGACAAGUCCGGGUAAAAGAGGACGGAUGGUCACCCUACAAAAACUGAUGAUAAACCAUUAAAAGUAUUGUUGUAUGUCAUAUUGUAAUAACAGACAACUUUGCAGCUCUGUAUGUUUAUGCUCAACUCUUUUUAGGUGCACGCCACCUCUCAGGCUUUUCAUGAAAUCCAAAGCCAGACGACGAUGCCGUUAGCUCCUGAAAAUCUGCACAGACUGCUCAAUACCUUCCUGCUCCUCAUGAGAUCAUCGCAGUGUCUCAGGUUGAGUCAGUUCACGCAGAUUAACGUGUUUGUUUACAACCACGGUCUACUCAUCAGAGAUCUAUUCAGCAUGUGUUGUCUCUGCCGACAUUGCUGUUAUGUCAGAGGAUUUAACCGUCUUUGUGGAGACAUAAAGGACCAUCUGAAGUCUAAAUCCUUCGCCGCUGAGUCUCUCAGUUAUUUUCCACUCUCUUCUGUCUCUGCGCUUUAAGCCAAGCCGGGUCAAACACAGACUGUCCUCUCUUUAAUUUCAAUAGUUCCGCCUGGCGUCUUCUCCCUCACUGAUGGGAGGAUAAGUCAGAAGGGAGUGAAACAAUGUCAGGACAACAGUAGCCUUUUUAUCCCCGUCCAACGCAGGCCUGCCAAGUCUCUAUUAGACCCGGUGUAGCAGACAUAAUGCUUACGUGACAACAAGCCUUUUACGGGUUUUAAAUUUUAGACAUGUGGCUCAAAACCACAGCAUCCUCCUUUUAAACCACUAACACGGCCAUUAAACUCCAGUUUAAUGCUAAGGCUAGAUUUUCUCGUUCCUUACAGCUCGUAAUACAUGCAGUUAUUGGCCAAACAUUAAAGUUGAGAGUGCCUGACCUUUUAUUAAACCUCCUGAAUCUGCCCUUCCCAAACAUAUCCCUCCCCCCCCUGCUGUGCUGCUUUUUUCAGACCCUCAGCAUCAGCGCCCGGGGUUGAGGAAACUCUUAAAUGCUUAAUGUGAUCACGCGGCGCAGCGGUAAAAGAAACCUCAUCUUUGCACUCUCUCUUCUCAAGCAGGCUCUCCGCUUGAAUUAAACAGUAAAUUCAGACCUGUUUUAUGGCGCUGUGGACGUGGCUCUGCUCCCUUUUGGCUUAUCCCAGCUGACCUCUGCGCACUGUCAGAAGCGUUAAAGGCUUUAUUAGCGGUCUGAGCGGGGAACUACAAAGCCCCCAAAGCAAGGCAACAUGUACAGUAGACACAGCAAACAGUUGUAAAUAUGCUUGACGGUCUGCAGAGUCUGUUGAGCCGGCCUCAGGGGUGAUGGGACGCUGGUUAGAGAAUAUUUCAUAGCAGCACAUACACCCACUCCCACGCUGAUCCACAGCUGCAGCUUCCAGAAACUGUUAUUUGACGCUUAUAGGAUGAGACAAGCGACAAAGACACUCAGCCCUGUAAUUAAAACGCAGACUGUCGCAGGGCUUAUGUUUUUUAGUCGUCUCUCACCGCUCAUUCAUGUUUUCUUCUCGGACGUAUUUUCUAGGCCAGGCGAAUAUUCCACUCCAGUUGUCAUGCCAACAGAUUAGCGUGGUCUCAGCAGUCUGCAAGCACAAGAGCGUGUGUGUUUGUGUGCGUGCAUGUGGCCCCCUUGUGUGCGCGUCUUCUCUGCGGGGUCUCGCAGCUCUGGCAUGCAUUCAGAAGCACACACGUGCAUGUUCACACACACUUCGACUCGUGAGGAUUAACAGCAUCAGAAAUGAGCGAACUGUUCUCUUAAUGCAAAAUGGACGCAUGAAUAACUUCGUCCCACCUUUCCCUUUGGGUGUCCCGGUGUAAUAAAGUAAGUGGUUGUCACUUUUUUAGAGAUUUUGGCACAUUUGGCACGGUGGCUUUGGUUCAGCGGCUUUGAGCUGAAAAAGACCCAAACAGCUCAGAGACACAUAAUUAAGCGGAUUACAUGAAUUAGCACUACAAGUGCUGCGUAAUGUCAGUGCUUUUAACAGGCGUUAAAUUAAAAUCAUGAUGCCAACUAGUUUCAUGUCUCUGCAAUUAAAAAUAAACACUCACCCAAGCUGAACCCGGUCCAACUCCUUGACUUACAAGUCUGCAGCUGCGCUAACAGCUCAUUUGUGGGUAUGCUAACAUGCUAAAAUAUGCAAACAUGCUGAGAUUUCACUGGUAAAAUGCAGUAGUGCGUUCAGACAGUGAUAAACACUGAGUGUGGCCCAGUUGCCACUUUGAAACCUUCCAAAAGCUGAAGUAUCUCCACCAAAAUCCAUCUUAAAAUGCUGAUUUUUACCACUGAAUUCAACAUGUUGACAUACCGGGACGCUAACAUUUUUUUUGUAGGAUGGUCAUGUGAUGACAUGAUCAAACCAAGCGGGCUGUUGACUGUGCAUCAAAUAGAACAUUAUAGAACAUUAUCGCAAUUCUGAAUCUCCUAACCCUAGACUGUAUAUAUUAUGGACAACUUGGUUCUGCCUUUCGCCAGUAUAUGGAUUUGAAGCCGAAAAGCUCUCUGUAACUCCGCGUUUUUUCUCCACUUCCUGAAACCAACAUUGAGCAGUAGAGUUGUACCCACUCCACCACUUGCGCAGUAGCAUUGUUUGUAUUCAGCAGCAGAGUUGCCGAGAGUCGCUGUGAUGACGCUCGGCUCAAACAGCGUAUCCCUGGGUGAGGUACGCAAUCUUCGUACUCCAAUAGGCUGUAUUAGGUGUCAAUCAUAGAAAACAUGAACCCCUAAUAACUUUUAAAAACUGAGCUGGACAGAAAAAAAGAGGACUGCUUCUAACCCUAACCCACUGGGCGCAGUUUUGGUCUGGAUAGCUCUAUUAUUCUAAGAUGCCAAUUUCCGUCGUAACUCUUCCAUUCAUGUAGAUAUUUGACUGUUUCUAGGAUGAACAGAUAUUAGGUAGAGUGAGCUUUUCCCUUCAGAAACCAUCAUUGACAUUGUUUGAUCUACAUCCUAUGGUCUGAAGUGGUCCUGAGUAUCAAGCCUGAACUCAUGGUGGUGCUUGAAAAAGUCCAGGGUCAGUAAAGUUGUUUGGAUUCGUCCUUUUGGGAUCUUGAGCAGCUUGAAAUGUUUUGUCUCUCUGUCAAGUAUUUGGCAGGACACGCUGCUCUGAGCCCGUUUUGUAUUUAUACACCACCACAACUUUAUGAUCUCUGUGUGGCAUCAUGGGAAAAGUCAUGUGGAAAGCUAAGUCUGUAUCCUCUGAAUGUCUUUAAAACUAAUAUAUAUAUAUAUAUUAUUCUUCCUUCAGCCUGGUCGAGGACAAAUAACACUGAAUAUCAAACCAGAAGAUCUCAAAUCAAAGUCUCAAAUCUUCAUCCUACGGGAACCAUGAAUGAAUGUAGCAUGAUAUUUUGAUAAGUCUUCACCCUGAUGCUGCUAAAAACACAUUUUUGCGUGGUUUAUUUGGUGUUUUUGGUGAGAAAUCUGCACAGUGCACCAAAUUGCCUGUCACAAUGGCUCUCUAAAACUGGGCCAGAAGAGAUUAUUUGAAACCCUGGGUCCACAGAGAUAAAGUUUGAGACUGCUGUUCUAUUCUGGUGCUGAUAUGCAGAGUCAUCCAACAAUAAUAAGAACGACUGAGUCACACAGCUCGAGCAGGUUUUUUAGCUGUGAUUUAGAGCCUGAUGCCCGAGCUCGCUGUCAGGUCAUCAGUCCAUUACUCUGACAUUUAAACAAGCACACACUCCCGACUUGAGUGGUUUUCCACACACAUAAAACUAGUAACCUGAUUCAGCCGGGGACAGUUAUUUUUAGACUCCGAACAUUUUGGUUUGUUUUAUAACAGUUUGUGUUCGAGCCGGCAGGCUGUUUGAAAGUCUGCUGUCAGCACAGGCCCGUUCCUCUCCCUCCUGAGUCUUCUGUCUCUUUCGCUCUCCUUGCUUUUUCUACCUCCUCCCCUCACCACCAAAAACCCUCAAAUACGCAAGCAAGCUGCUUAUGUAACCGGCCUGCAAACCAGCUUGACAGUUUACUCUCCCUAAGACCAUUUUUCACAGAUACGAGCAUAAACAUGCCGUUACGUAUAAACAUGGUGUGAGUUAUAGUAUGGGACAGCAGCAUGAAUGUACACACGCGCACUCUUGGCCUGUGCUUUCCUUAUUACAUUUCGUAUUUCUUUCAAUUUAGAUAGAUAGAUAGAUAGAUACAUAGAUACAUAGAUACAUAGAUACAUAGAUACAUAGAUAGAUAGAUAGAUAGAUACAUAGAUACAUAGAUACAUAGAUAGAUAGAUAGAUAGAUAGAUAGAUAGACUUUAUUGAUCCCAAACUGGGAAAUUCUCUUGUUACAGCAGCAAAGGAAAAAACUAAAUAACAUUACAUAUAAGAAGUAUGUACAAUGCAGACUAAAGAUACUAAGUAUAUGCAAUAAAUACAGACUAAAUAUACUAAACAUCCUAAGAGAUAAAAGUGAGAUAUGAAGAACUUUUAUGUCUUAUUUAAAGAGACAAAUUAUACUUUAAUUUACAGGUUUAGUCAAGAACAAACUCUGCUCGCUCCUCUUCUUCUCUCUGUGUGAAUAUUUGUUUUAGAGACUCAGAUGGGAGCAGAAAAUUCACAUCAUUUAACCAAAGUGCCUCCUCAAUAUGCCAACCGGUCCCUGUGGUUGGAUUUCACCAACCAAUUGAACCAUUUCUGUGAGAACGCUGAGGCUUAUCUGAAGCUGGGGCUCAUUCCUAAUGUAUCUCUGCCCUGCACAUUCAUAAAUGUUUAAGCAGUCAGCUGUUCUUCUUCCUGCUGUAUGCAGCUUUGAUGUUUCACGCACACGCGUAGAAAUACACCCGUCGUACGCAAACAAGAUGAAGUGUUACUGUGCAGGCUUUUAGGAUGUUUCCAGGGUGAGGAUUUUACACCGUUUUGUCAGAAAACAGAGAACAUUUUGUCAAGAGUGAGACGAAAACACAAACAGUGUGUGUUGACGAUUGUUCUGUUGGCUAACUCUCAGGAUUUGGCUGUUCUCUGUCAGCAGCUGCCUGUGGGACACAAAGAGACUUUAUGUGACCUGCUCAGAUCCUCUCAUGUUUGUUUAUCUUCAAAUUCAACAUACGCACUCUUACUGAUAAACUGAAUCAGUGAUAUUCCUCUAAAAAAUCAAUUUGAGACCGUUUGCUUAAUGCUUUUGUUUUACCCUCAGUUGAUUCUCUACGUUUUUUAUUCACCUGUUGGGACUCAGCGCACCAGCGUGCCCUUAAAACAGAUGAAUGUGACAGGAGAGAGGUUUCAUAGCUCCAACUCCAGUCUGCUGAGUCAGCAGAGCAGCACACAGCGAUAUUAGCCAAGAGAGUUAAGAGUCUGGAUGUAACAGGGAACGCUUGUCCGGUCUCAAGGUCGCCGCUGCAGACUGUGUGACGACUUGAGCCGAGACAGGAGGAUUUGAAGUGAUGUAGGAAACCUUUCAGGCUCAGGCUAACACACGUGGUUAAACUCAAACAUAUGAGUGUGACUUUAUAAGCAGGCUGUUCAUGUACAUCAGAAUAUGAUAAUGACGUCAUACCAAAGGCCUCUGUCCUCUUUGUGCGAACUGUAGAGCACGCUCAGAUGCUUUCUCCUGUUUGAGUCUGAUAGAGGUGUAAACACGGAAGAGAAAACUGACCCUCAGCUGGUUUAACAGCUCAGUGUCGUUUCACUAACACUAACAUGUACUUUUAAAGUUUAGUUUCAGGUAAACUGAGGCGAUAAAGUGUCUUUUUUGAACAUGUGAAUGUACUGAAGUGAUGCGAUGUAGUAUAAAUAUGAUUAUUCCUAAGAAUGAGGGAUGAACAAAACGAAACAUUUGAGAUAUCAACCAUAAUCCAGAGGAGGUGAGGGUGUACUGUUUCAAUCAUCAAGGGUUGUAUAGUGCUGUGAAGCUCUGUCAACAGUUCACAGAGCUGGACUGUAGACGGUAUAUACUAUGGACAACUUGGUUCCACCUUCCGCCAGUAUACGGAUUUGAAGCCUAAAAGCUCUCGGUAAUUCCACGUUUUCUUUCGGUGAGAGUUGCUGUGAUGACGCUCGGCUCAAACAGCGUAUCCCCUUGGUGAGCUACGCAGUCUUCGUACGCUCAUAGGCUGUAUCAAGUGUCAAUCAUCGAAAACAUGAACCCCUAAUAACUUAAAAACAGAGCUGUACAGAAAAAAGAGGACUUACUGUAACUACAUGUCAACAUCGCAAGUUGGUGGGAGAAAAAUGUAUAUUCUGUUUAAUAAAUUUUAAAGUUUGUCCACAGCUCCAUAGGGAUUGCUGGCGGAGGCGGGAUUUAUGACCUAUACUACAGCCUGUCACCAGAGGGUGCUGUUCUCAGAGUGGCUUCACCCAAUGAGGAGGCAGACAGCGUCUUAUCUAUGUACAGUCUAUGACCACGACACAAAAGACUUAGCAAGUCUUACCAAGCAAGAAGCGAGGAAAAAGUACUUUGAGAACAAGCCCCCAAUUGGCUGCCGGAGCAGCCAGAGCAGCCAAUCGGGAUCAUGCAAUAGCACACCGAAAUUUAAAUACAAGAUAGGUGACACACACACCAGACACAGCCAGAUCCUUCUGUUUAAUUGCUAGCUUCUUUUUUUUUCCAUAGACUGUAUAUAGAAUAGUUCAUGUCCAUGUUUUUUGUCAGUUAUUGUUAUUUAGGAGGUGAUCAUUCCUUGUUCUAUAAUCAUCCUGUUUCUUUAAAAAACUCCUUUGUCAAAUCCUUUAAUUUCUUUUUACGUGGCUGAUUGAGAGGUGGGUGAAAUGGGUCCACCCCUUGACGGGUCCUAACAGUGACGUUGUUGACUCUCCUCUCUGUAAAAAUACAGCAUGUGGUUUGACUUAAACAGACCUUUCAUCUACACAAAGCAGGGUUGAAGUUUUCUGCGUUUUUCAUUCAAAUCUGAGAGAUUUCUGUCGACGUUCAUGAAGAACAUGCCCUGUUACGGCAUCACCUGUAAGAGUAACCCUUAAUGAUCCUCCCCAUCUCUUCAGCGAUGACUUCUCGGGGCGCUGAUUGCGUUAUUGACGGCUGUCUUUUGUGGGCAUUUCUUUGUGUUUCGUCACUUCAUUUCGGAGCAACAGCUUGAACGUCAGUUUUGUAAAAUAGCAUCAAAUUGUGGACUAUUUUCACUCUCUUUUUCAUCACUGUUGGAGGUUUUUUAGAAAGUGGGGACAACCGAUGACGUGCUAGAGCUGUCUUAUCACCUGGAUGUGUCGGAAAAUAGCCUCUGACGACUUUGAACCUUCAGUUGAAGCUGGAAUCAGAGUGAAUCUGUUCUGUGAGCUUGUACAUAAAUUAGCAGACAACGGUGUGUGUGUGUCUGCGUUUCUAUUUCCAGCAGAUCCCUCUCAGUUGUUAGCACUGCCUUGAGCUUGGAGGCCGCGGAAAGUGGAGCAGCACAAUAGCUUUGAUGUAGCGAUGUCUGCGGGCUGGCGUAAGAGCUGCUGCACGGACACACGGCCCUCUGACAGCACAGAUUAGUGUAAGAGAGACGUAGUCGGACUGACACGUGUUAGCACUCACAGCUACACACACACACACACACACGCUGUGACAGGAUUGUGUUCACAGAGAUAAGCACAAAUGCUCAUGAGGGGACAGAGUGAGGGUUAAAGACUUUUCUGCAUAAUGUUACAAUCACACACACAAGGCUCAAAAGUGACUCAGAGAUAAUAACCACUUAGACUCAUUCAUAAAAACACGCAGAAAAUGAAUGAAACCUGCUCAGAAAGUCUCACAUUCAGUGAAAUUUGACUUUAUUUGUCCCAGAUGGAAAAUCAAUUCACAAAACAGCAUUAAAAUACGACUAAAUGUGAGAAUUUCCACCUAUCUUCUUCGGCAAAAUACCAUUACCAAGCAUUUAUUGUGCAAAAUUUGAAUUCCACCUCCCUCAUUGGCAGCUCAUCAGCUGGAUAGAGGAUCAAAGAGCUAAUUAUGCUUCCUGCCGCAGGGUUUUUUUUUUGGUUUCCAAUGUGUGUAUUUCCAGCUUUAAUUCUCUUUCCUCUGCACGUUUCCUACCUGGGUUUCCUCUGCGAUUUGAAAGCGUAUCCCUCUCCCCGUGACGGCUCUUGGAUGUGCCGUUCAACCCGGAUCAGCGGUGAUGUUCGCAGAGUAAAUUUAGAGCAGGCAGACAGGAUGUUUGGCAGCAGAAACGAAAGAUUUUGACGAUUUGACGCUGAUGGUUAAAGAGAACAAACAGCGUCACUGGUCCAGGUGUGAGCUAUUGAACAUCUUACUUUUAGACUUUUGGGAAAUUUGACAAGAUGUGUUUUUAUUCCUCGUGAGGAGAAACAAGAACUGUAUUUACUGGUGCGGGGAGUUUAGAGAGAAAGGCAUCCAGUUGACCUUUUAACGACCUGAGAGGCAAAAGAACAGCUUAAUGGAGCUGCAGUGUGUAGUAGUGUGUACAGUAGUGUGUAGUGUGUGUUCUUUUGGAGAUGUAAAAAAAAAAAGGGAUGCAUUUGUGCUACAAUAAUUCUUUUCAACUAGCCGACAUCGGCAUGUGCGCAUGAAUAAUUCAUGUGUUUAUCAUCACAGGCCCUCAUUAAUCUGACCUCGGACAGACGCACAGACCCAUUAACCGAGCAGGUUUGAUGUUCAGAAGCCAAAGCAAAAACACAUGACGGUGAUGAUAGUGUAAUGUUUUUUCAUGUUAAAGUAAUUUAAGAUACAAAUCAGAGAGGAAAAGCCGCUCCGGGAGACUUGUUUUUACUGCUAAGAUCAUUUUAAAGACUAGAAACUUCUUUCAAGUUUGGAGGAAAUCCAUCCUCGUCAGCAGCAGCAGGAAUGAAAGCAUUGAUUUGUAAAGCAUUAACAUGCGUUUCUCUUACAGGCAUUUGCCUUAAGUAUUGGUUUCACAUUUAUUUCCAUAUGAUAUGAUGCUGUUAACAGGGCUUAGGUAGAAUGGAAAGUAAUGAUGAGGGAAUGAAAAGAUGAUGAAGAAGAAGACGUGAGCUGCAAGCGAACUCGCUGUAACGCUUUUACAAACUCACAUCUCAAAAUGUAUUGUGAAUCCAAAAACAACAUUAAAGCGGAGACCUCGUCAGGUUUCUAAUCAACUACAAAUUUGUGCUUUCUAACCAGAAGUAGUACCCUUCACAAUAAAAGAGUAGUUUGACCAUGCAGGAAAUAAAAGAGUCUAAACACAAGGUGGAAAAAAUUCAAAAUAUAAGCAUGAUAUAAGCAUUAAAAGCCACAGUGUGUGUCAUCACAAACAAAUGAAGUGGUAAAGGUCGGGGCUUUUUGUUGAGCGAGGACCUUCUCCUCACCCUGCUCUGUGAUUGGACGUUUCUGUCUAAGUGUCUGGAGCAGCUCUGAGAUUUUUCUGUCUGUCCCUGUCAGCUUAGAUUUACCCAAACUCUGACUCGACAUGAACAGACCGAGAGAGAAGAUGGCAUUCAGAGUGUGUGUCCCCGCGUGUGCCCUUGUAUGUGUUCAUGAGUUCAAGCUCGUGUGCCGUCAAGGUAACUUCAAGGAGCUGAUUAAUUCAUGUCCUGCAGAAGGAUUGUUAAUUUUUCAGUGUUUGUGACGUGGAGCAAUCUACUCCAUGCAUCUGUGUUUGUGUGCUAGUGCAUGUUAAAGUGUGUGUGUGUGUGUGUCUGUGUGUGUGCCCUAUAACUGUCAGUCAGAAAAAAUCUGCCUCAGCUCCUUCACAGCUUCUCUUUCCUCCUCCUCUCUCUCUCGCUCUCUCUGUUUUUUCCUGCCUGAGACUUUUUUUUAGCUCAAGAGCCUCAUUUAUUCAUGCUUCUGGGCCCUGGAUGCCAUUUUCAGCUAGUCGCCAAGAACUCCUUUUGAAAAAUUAACGGAGUCGACAAGUUAAAGACAAUAAAUUAAACACAUCAUUGCCCGCUGCUGCUCGAGCGACUCUCUAGUAUGUGCACAUUUAAACCACUAACGUGCAACUUGGGUGGAAGUUAUUUUUAACCCCAUCUUAAAACGUACUCAUCUGGGUUUCCUGUUUUUUUUUUUAUGUGAUAUUUGAACAGUUUCCCACAAGCUCCCUACUAUUUACCUUUUAGAGUGCUUUAUUGUGAAAGAGAUGUGUGAUAGUCUGAGCUGUUUUCACGGACUCUGCUGUUCAAAACAGAUGAAUUAGUGCUGAAGUCAGUGUGUGUCUGAGUCAGAUGGCGAGCAGCACGUUUCUCUCUCUCUGUAGGGGUGCUACCGGGCUUUGUUGUGUAAUUUGUCGGGCUGUCAAAGAUCAUUUAUUUAAAAGAAACACUCAUGCAAAUGUCUUUUAAAGGGAUAUUCCGGCGUAAGAUUAAGUUAAUGUCAAAUACACAGUAACACCGAGUUAGACACCCCCAUCGAGAGAUUAAUGUUGGAGACCACUUGCUUCUCUAGUUAUACCAACUUUAGUAACAACCAAAAAUCCACUUUAUAGUCACAAAUAAUGCUGAGAACAGCACCUAACUUCAUCAACAGUACAUAUUGGGUCCUAGCCAUAGUACUAGUUACCAAAUAUCUUUCAAACUUUGCCUAAUUUCUUUAGCAAAGAGACUAAACAGAACUCACCGUCUUUCUUCCAGCAGCCGCUGGUUUGUAGAGACCUUCGGGUGGGUCCAUCGACUGCAGUGGGGGGAUCACAGCUCAAGGAAGAACAUUUAUGAUCAAUUCUUUAUCAUUUCCUUGAAGUAAUAAUCAUUAUAUUAAUCAUUUUGCACUGCAGACAGGGUAGUUCUUCAUGAGGAAAUGAUCAUAAAGUCUCCGUACAAACAAGCAGCUGCUGGAAGAGAGUAGGUGAGUUGUGUUUAGUCUCUUUGCUAAAGAAUCAGGCAAAGUUAAAAAGAUGUUUGGUGGCUAGUACUAUGACUGGGACCCUAUAUGUCCUGUUGAUGAAGUUAGGUGCUGUUCUGAGCAUUAUUUGUGGCUAUAGAGUGGUGUUAAGUUGAGUGUGUGGCUCUCUGUAUUGCUAUCAUGCGGUCAUUACCAAAGUUGGUAUAACUAGAGAAGCAAGCAGUCAGCAACAUUAAUCUCUCGACGGGGUGUCUAACUCGGUGUUACGGUGUGUUUGACCCUAAAUUAAUAUUAAGCCGAAAUAUCCCUUUAAUUAUGGUGGUACACUGGUAAGGUGUGUACAUGCAGUGCUUUUGAAUUCUGCUGCCCCACAAAACCUCUUUGUGCAUAUGAGGAUAAAGAGAUAGAAACAUGGCUGAUGAAAACAAAGUGUGCACUUUGUGGGUGACUCUGAGCAGAACCAGAGAGCUACUUUCCAGCCGUCUGUGUCCAGGUCCAGCUCUCAGCAUUAAGACAUAAGAGUGGCUGCACUGCUUCACUGUAUUUUCUGCUGCAUAAACACUAAACUCUCCAAGCCAAGACUUUUCCCUCUUUCUUUUUUUUUCACCUCUGUUCUCUGACGCAGCUCUUUCACUCAGCCUCAGGGGUCGAUACGCUAAUUUUAGCCUGGCAAAGAUGCAAAGACACAGAUGGGACUCUUCUCGUUAAUCUCAUUUGCAAUUCAAAUUGUUGCUCUGUUACCCCACUGUGUUUUUUUCCGCUCAUUUUUUUUCUCUCAUGCACAAACCCCCUUGAUCUACUUUCAUUUCUCCCUCUGCGGAGGAAAAUCGGCACGUGCCUUUUGUCUGUAAACACAUGGUGAAGGUCAGGAAACGGUGCUGUCGUAAUGAGACUGUAACAGUGACGCUACAGUCAGUGGAGGAAGAGCAGAAGCUGACAAAGGCAGUCAGGUGUGAGAGCGGCCAGACACAACACUGGAGGCCACACACACACACACACACACAUUCUCACAUUAUGAUUACCUCUCAUUAAGAACAUUAGCAGAUGCUGGCCUAGUGCUUGAUUACAUUUGGAUUAGACUAUCAGAGUAACUCAGGAUUAGAGGACUGAGUUGUUUUCUUGUUUACUGUAAUUAUCUCACUUACAUCCUCCAUAAAACGCACAUCACAGCGCAGUGUUGAUGGAAAAACUGACCCCGAGGGAGACCACUUUAAAACCUUGAUCUACUGCUUAAGUUUGUCACAUGCUCUUCCUUUUUUAUUUUAAAGUUUUGACAAAGUUUUGCAAAGUGGAUCAUUUUGGAUUUUGAAGCUUCAGCUUUAUAUUUUCACUUUAAUAUGUAAUUGACUAAUUUGAAUAAUCCAAACUGUUAGUUAUAGAGUGCUUCCGUUUAAAAAGACACCACAAAUGGACGUUACAAAAUACAACUUUCUAGUGAAAAGUCCUCGUGAAUGCAACUGGUAAUGGUCUGGAUCGUUCAUGAUGAGUGAGUGAGUACAGGGAUGACAGUUUUAAGGUUGAGUUAAGAGUGUUUUUCCGACUUUAUACCCUUUUCAGUAACUGGUAGGGAUGUUCAAAAAUGUUUUUUUUUUCUCCAAAUGUAAAAACUGACUUAUUUUUUGUGGAAGUGCAGUUCCUAGAAAUGUCAGUAGAAUAUCAUAAUCAGUCGACUGUUUCACUGGUGUUAGAAACGCAGACUAAAAAUCGAGAAAAUCAACGUAUCAAAGAAUCGCAAUUUAAAUUGAAUCGGCAUCCAAAAAAUCGUAGAAGAAUCGAAACAGGAGAAAAGCAUAUCAUCCCAUCCCUAGUAACUGCUGUGUCAUUUUUCACUGUUUUAUUUGUAUUGUGAAAACAUCCCUAAACAUUAUGUUGUGACAUUACUCCUCCUUUCAUCAAUAUACACAAUGCAGACCCCCGAUACCACCAGCAUCAGAGUGUUUUAGUUGUGAGAGAGCACCGGAAAAAAAAAUCUCUCAAUGUAUUUCAUGUGUCUUCAAUCAGUCUUUGCUUUCUGAAACAUUCAGCACUUUGCAUUAGGUGUUAAAACCUCUUUCAACUCUUGAAAGAUAUUCACAAUGUCAAAAAAGUUUAAAUAGAAAAGCAGUCAAAUUAUUUGUUUUAUGCAGUUCUACUGUGUAUGACUAACCCUCUACUGCAUCUGUCCUUAUCUCCCACAGUGAGCAGAGUAUCUGCCAGGCGCGGGCCUCCGUCAUGGUUUACGAUGACACCAGUAAGAAGUGGGUCCCCAUCAAGCCCGGACAGCAGGGAUUCAGCCGCAUCAACAUCUACCACAACACUGCCAACAACACCUUCAGGGUGGUGGGCGUCAAACUGCAGGACCAGCAGGUAACGGCGAUAACGAUGCGGUGAGAGUCGAGUAAAAAGACAGAGUGGAUUUCUUCUGUUUAGUCACUAGAGAGAGAUUUCAUGGCGCUGCAGGAGGAUUGCAACAUACAGACUGUUAUGUACGACCACUGUGAGUUUUCUUUUGAAGUGACUCAGAAGACAGUAUCACCAAAGUGAAGUGUAAAAGGGGGUUUGGAGAGGAAAUAAGUGCUCAAUAAAACCAAAGGUGGCUUUUUCCUGUAAUUUGUUUCCAUUUCUAUUUGUUUAAGAGUGCUGGUUUAAUUUAUCUUGUCACCAGGGGAUCCCAUUAUCACAAAAACAAUGUUGUUAUCCCGAGAUAAUGAGAUACAUACGUUUAAGUCUUGGGACAAAUGGAAAUUACACAGGAAAACUGAUGUAUGAAUGCAACUUUGACUAAACUAGUUUGAGUUUGCUUCCUUAAAGGGAUAUCCCGGCGUAAAAUUAAGUUAGGGUCAAACACUGUAACUGUAAACUGUAAAAAACACUGUAAAAAAUUUGGUGUUCUUGGGCGUGUUUGACCCUAAAUUAAUUUUACGCCUGAAUAUCCCUUUAACUAGUGGGUAAAAUUAUCCUCACAUCAGGUUUUGAGUUUGCUUUCCUAAUUCUGAGGUGGUGUGUUAUGAUUAAAGGUGUAUUUCGGUUAUGGCUCAUGGUGUGCAGCACAUUCAUUCCAGGUGACAAAUCCAGAGGCUUUUAAAAUGUGUUCAGUUCAGUCAGUCAGACAGACAGACUCUAAAUGUGUCUUUUCUGUCUGAACUGUGAUUUAAAGUUUACAAAACAUAUCAUUUAAUCCUUUAAAACGCAGAGACAUAAACUUUCUGGUAUUUUAAUGCCUCUUUCUCCCACUAACACAACAGAGUUAUGAUUACAGAGAUUAUGUUGUAUUUAUUUCCCCAGCCCGCCAUCUGUGUAUAUUCAUCAUCCCUCAGAUAAAGCAGAAGAACGGCUGUUAGAGAUAAAAGCUCCGCGGAGACAAAUCUGUGUGCACUAUUUCAUGAGUAAACUAAGACUGUCUCUUUUCCUUUCUCUGACAAGGUGGUUAUAAACUACUCCAUAGUGAAGGGCCUCAAGUACAACCAGGCCACGCCCACUUUCCACCAGUGGAGGGACGCCCGGCAGGUCUAUGGCCUCAACUUCGCCAGCAAGGAGGAGGCCACCACCUUCUCGAACGCCAUGCUGUUUGCCCUCAAUGUGCUCAGCGCUCAGGAUGGAGGUGAGACACAUUCAUGUUUUCCAAGCGGACUCAGAGAGAAUAAAGUUUUACUGACUUUACUGGAGAUCAAACUUGUGGCUCUAUCAGAGCUGCUCAUCAUAGCUAAACCUUAUCAAACUCAGUCCUUCAGAAACGAUUCACAUUAACCCACAAAUGUGUGUCUCAAACUGAUUCCUCCUUAAAUAACUGUGUGGUCAUCUGCGGUUUAUUAUUGCUCUCCAAAGCUUUGUAAAUCACACUCUAAUGCUGUCAGUGCAGUGGUUUAUAAACGCAGCCAAACAUUAAUAACAUUCAUUCAUAUGAAUAAUGAAUCAGACUGUCAGUGUGGAGCAGGAAGCUGCUGAUGGACCUCAUCAUCUCAUGCAGCUUGUCUGACAUCAAAAGUAACACUUUCUUCUAGACUUUUAGUUUGAGCCGUCACUACAAAAUAAACAUUUCUUGAAUAAAACCUCAGCGAUAACAGGUUUUUUUUUAGCAGCAAAGUACGGUGGCCAAGGACUGCCGCAAAAAAAAAAAGAAGCCGAUGCAAAAAAAUAUAUAUAUAUAUAUAUAUAAAAUAUAUAUGUAUAUAUAUAUAUAUAUACAUAUAUAUAUGUAAUAUAUAUAUAUGUAUAUAUAUAUAUAUGUAUAUAUAUAUUUAUAUUUAUAUAUAUAUGUAUAAUAUAUAUAUAUAUAUAUAUAUAUAUAUAUAUAUAUAUAUAUAUCAUAUAUAUAUAUGUGUAUAUAUGUAUAUAUAUGUAUAUAUAUAUAUAUGUAUUGUGUGUUAUAUAUAUAUAUAUAUAUAUAUAUAUAUAUUUAUAUAUGAAGUUGAACUGAAGCUAACACUACACUGACAUCGUCCAGUUCAACUUCAUAUAGACUCAGGCGCUACAUGGCCUAACCAAAUGACACAUUGAAAAGUUUACGAAGUUCUCUACGAAAAUUAAACAACCUUUCCACCUUCUUCUCUGCUCGUUUUCUAACCGUCGUCUUCUGUGCCUAGAUCGUAAAACACCAAUGAAUCAUCAUUAAGUGAAUCAUCAUCAAAUCUGACUCUGAUGUGUCUUUUAGAUACAACUUUAGAUUAGUUACAACUUUAUUUAUCCUUUGGGAGUUCCCUCGUGGAAAUUAGAAACUUUUGAGAAACUAAAACUUUCGUAGCCACAAAAGAAAUCUGUGCUCUUCACCGAAUCAAGCUUUACAUAUGAUGCAUACGAUGUUACUGUUUGUGUUGUAUAUAGUGUUCAUACUUGUAUAUUAUCUCUUUUUGUUUACAAAUGUUCCUUUUUUUAUCUAUUUAUCUUUAUUUUUACUUAUUUAUCUAUUUAUAUCUCUUUUUUACUGUAUCUGCACUGGAGUACUGUGACAAAAGUGAUUUCCCCCUGGGGUUUAUUAAAGUAUUUUUGAUUCUGAUUCUGAUUCUGAUUGAAUGUGAUGAUUAAGUCCCUGUAAUCCCAAAGCUAAAGAAAAGUGCAUCCAUAUUUGAGUUACACUGAACUUCACUGACUAAUUUGACAAGAAAUGAUAGAGUCAAUCAGGACACUACUUAAAUUCUGCCCCUCCUAUCAGUGAAAAACCAGACUAAACAUCCCCAGAGCCGUGUCCUUGUAUGCUCCUUAAACAAACUCUUCAAUUUUACAGCCGAACUGCUUCGUUUUGACACACAGUCCCCUCCGCCGAACACUUUGUACGAUCAGUAAUGACACCGCAUCCUCAGCAGAUGAUAACUCAACUCCGAAAGCUGGGCCGGAGCGUAGCAGCAAACCUCUCGAGUGAGACGAUUGUUGUCAAACUGGGUGUAAAAAGUGAUGAAGACGUAGUGCGGGGUGUCAUUUUGUACGCUGACUCAGUGGAGGAGCUUUAGUGGGGGCACAUCAGGAGCUGGCUUUUGUUAUUGUUAGUCAUACAACCCCAAUUAAAAUGUCUCCAGAGAAUGAAAACAUGAAUUUGAAACUUCUAUCUGGUGUGAAAUAUAAAUUUAAGGCUGGCCUCUUCUCCUCAGCUCUGUUUGUGUGAGAGACAAAUAUAAAUUGGGUGAGUUAAAGUGUCUGGAGGAGUGACAGAGAGAGUCACAGCUUCAGUCAUCCACCCAAGCAGCAGCAGCAGCAGCAGCAGCAGUGUUUCCCCCUUCAGUCCCCUCCAGCCUCUUAAUUAGAGUGAGUCAUUCAGAAGUUCUCCCUCGGGUCCCGUGCUAGAGAGCAGAUCUUUUCAUCUGCCUAAUAACACAGGAUGGAGAACAAAGAGGCUCGAGUGACGGCGGCCAAACACAGGCGCACAAAUACAGAGGAGAAAACACACACACUGAAAGACAGACUAUAAGGACUGACGCUAAUGCUACCAGAUCACUGCAGCAGUGACUCUCUGGCUGCAUAAUGAAUCUCAAUCUGUGUGUGGAGGUUCAUUAAAACUAUCACACACACUCACAAACAACAGCAUUUCAGAUUUUCAGUCAUGUAGUCUCAUAAAUCUGGUAUAACCUUACCUGUUUUCUCAUCAAACACAUCCACAUCUUCAAAACACAAUACAUUGUUUUCACUGUGAGCCUGUGUGCCUGCCCCCUCUAGUGGUAAGAAGGUCAACACCUGACCUUUUGUCCUCACUGUUGGUCCCUGUUUGUCAAGAUUGGUGGAUAAUUAGCAGUAACCCUACAAAAUAAAUAUCAUUGAGGUGUCUGUUUUGAUGUAACUUAACAAAUAUACAAACAUGUAGACUACUCUCCACCUCUAAUAUAGCAAGCUUGAAUCAUCAGACUGUAUACAGUCUAUAAAUGUUAGUAUACAGUUUCAGACAUUACUUAUUGUCUUGCUGGACACAGAAUAAUGACGCCAUUGCUGUCUCAAAUUUUAAAGUUCAGCAGCUGGAGCUUGAUAACAAAUAAUGUCAUUAAUUUUUUUAAUUGAUUGAAGUUUAUUUUGAACCUAUAAAACAAUGAUAAUAAUAAUAAUAAAGUAAAGAAUACAACAAAAAAAUGACAAAAAGUAGUUUAUGUUCAAAAAGGAGUGGGAAGAAGUCGAGACAUAUCUAGUUCCACGCUUUCUCCUGCACUAAUGAUUUAAAUAUAUAUCCUAAUAUUUUGUAAUAAUAUGAAUCAUCAUCAUCAGACUAGCAAUAAAAAUAAUCACCACAGUGAAAAUAACAAAACAAAACGAUAAUGAUAAUGUUGAUAGUAACUAUGAUUGUACAUCCCUGUAUCCCAUGAAAACAUAUUCUUUAUAUUUUGUUUUAAACUGUUUUAUGUUUGGAUAUUGUUUUAACUCCUCACCCACACCAUUACACAGUCUAUCAAACUGUAUUAAACUGAGUGUAUUUCACAAAUAAAGAAAAUAAAACAUAUUUUAUAAAAUUACUGACCCUCUAGAUUUGGCAGUCUUGAAACUUUGUUAGACAGUCCAAUAAAAUGCAUACACUGAAGUGACUUUACUCAGAGUAUAGGACACAAUAACAGACCCAGUAAGCUGAAACAGUAUUGAUUUUUCAGGUUUUGACAAAUGCUUUAUUGUGUGUUUAAUGGACCCGAUUAUUGAUCUCCGUCCCUCCUCAGAACUGGCUUCUGUUUCAUUAAUUUCUUUAUAUGUGUUUUAAGGGACAAAAAUUCCAGCACAACUUCCAUGGUGCUUAGAGAAAAGGGGACUUGAAGAGGUCAAAGGAGCUCCAGCAACACUUUUAGUUCGAGAAAACAGCUUUAUUCGUCUGACGCAUUUCGACUUGAUGACCCUCUUAAUGUCUUAAUUUCAGAGUUUUUUGAACUCUCAUUGUGAAGGAUGAGUGACUGAAUGUCGGUCUUCCCUUUGCUGCAAAACAAAGGGGAAUAAGCUGGGUUAUGAUGUGUACAAAAAAAGUUAAGAUUACAAUUUUUUCCUGUUUAUAUCUCUGCCUAGAAAGGACGAGGUUCAAGGUUACUUUAUUUGUUGCACAAAAACAGCUCAGAACAAAAACAUUACAAAUAAAAGUGACAACAGUGCUGAGUGCCAAGAGGGUAACCCUGGGUAAAAACAAGACUAUGAAAUAAGAUGAAAUAAUCUAUUAGUGAAAGCAGAGUUGAGUUAAAACAAAACAGAUUUGUCAUCAAACAAUAAAAACAUGGUUGAUAAAAGUAGGUUUAAGAAGUCGCAACAGUAAAAUCAAGAUAAAGGAACUAAAGAUAAUAUUUGUGCAUUUAAGGGACUUUUUCUUUCCAUAACAGCUUAAAAAGUUUGAUAAAAGUAUCCCUGAAAAAAAAGUUGAUUUAAGAAUCAAAAUAUGCUCACAAACUUUGAUCCAGUCAUUGUUUGUUUGGUUCAGCCUGAUACCGACUCUGCAGCAGCCGAGCACAGACAUCUCUUUGAAAGCUAUUUUGAUCUGAUAUCUCUCUGGACAAUCUAUUCAUAUGAGGCUCGUCCUGAGAGACUCUUGUGUAUCAGCUCGCUCGUCGCUGUUUGUCUGUGUGUGUGUGUGUGUGUGUAUGAGAGAGAGUGGCAUUAUGCUGCGCAGCCUCCAGACAAACCCGACCUUUUGAAACAUUAACCAGAGAUGCUCGCUGCGCGGCUGCUGCCUGGAGGUGUGGGUUACAAGAAGAUGACAGAUGAUACCGAGGCUAGGUGGAGGAGGGGAGAGGCAGGUGAGGAGGGAGAGUCAGAGAGGGAGGUGAUGGAGGAGGGAAAGGACGAGCAGCUGAAAGAGAGAGAUGGUGAGCAGGGAGUGGGUCUGUCAGUGUCUCUGUGUUUGCUACAGCCGCUUCCUCUUCUUCAGCAUGUCGUGUAGGUACAAAAACUCCUCAACUUCUGCAUGGAGGUUAUUAUUAUUCCAAGUUUGUGUGUGUGUUUUAAGUUUGUGGUGUUCAUUCCUGCACUUGUUUGACUCACUGGUAGAUCACAAAGUGUUGCUUUCAUCCAGGGCAGAAUCAGGCACAUAAUUUUUUAACUAUGGAGAGCAGUUUCUGGAGUUUUCACAGUGAAAAUAUCCCGUCCUGGCCUAAUUUAGGUUUUCAGCUGCUCAACAGUUUACGACAGGACUUCAGGAAGACUGGUUCAGCACCUGGACUCUUCUACUACAGAGCCACGUAAAAGAAGAGUCCAUCAAAAAAAACAUUAAACUCUGUCCUCACUUACAUUUUACAUGGUAUCCCAAGGUUUUUUUGUUUUGGAGUUGGAGUUGUAAAUAAAUGAGCAAUAUUGACCAAAUAAUUUUUUGUACCAGGCUGUAAAAAUGUAAAAACUGGUGUUUUAAUAUGGGACCAAUUGGGAUUUAUUGGCUUUUAAACCAGCAUCUAGUGGACACUUGAGGUACUGCAGUAUUUUCACUUCCACACAACCUGUUAUUGAUACUUGAAAAUUAAUUAGAUUGUAAGUUGCAUUGUGAGUUGACAGUUUCACAUAUUCAGUAUCAGGCUGUUGGUUUGACUCCACGAGUAGAGGCUGCAGUCCUUGAGCAGGAGGGUUCGAUUCCGGGUUACUCUGCUCUUUCUUUCUGUUUUUUUUCCAUCAAGUGUUUUGUGAAAAAGUUUGGCAUGACAGACGAGUGUAACAGAUGUGUAAAACAAAAAACAAAAAGUUUGAUUGCAGGCACAAGUACUUUCAUGUACCGAGUCUAAUCAUCAGAGGAAAGUACUCUGCACCACAAAUGUACAAGGAUUAAGCUACCACAGGAUUAUGUUCAGUUGAGGAUGACGAACAUUUUCAGUUAUAGUCCAGAUCCACACAUUUAAAAAACUUUAACUGAAAGAGAAAAAGAGAUCCAACUUCAUUCCUAAGUCUGAUGGCAGUAUUCAGUAACAAACACAGUUCGUGCUGGCCUUCCUGUUUUGGAGAAACAAAGUUGUAGUGUGCGGAGUAUCGAGUAGGCGUGAGUCAGGUCUUUUGUCAUCCUGCUAUUUUUAGGUUUGUGUUACUUGAUCAAUGGUGGCCAUUAGCGCCCGUCGCUGGCAGAGAGUCUCUUCCAUUAGAGAUGUGAUCAGCGAAGGGGGGAGAGCUGUAAAACUGUUGUGUAAGGGAUCUCCUCCAUUAGAUAGCAAGGCAGACUUUGUCUUUGGAAGCGGACCAAAUGAAAGACAUACAAGUGUUUUGUUUGGUCACCCUAACGAUAACUGUAGAGUCGUUACGACGCAGUUACUUUACAUCAUCCUGGUUCUCAAUUCUAAGGCUGACUGGUGCCAAGUUUUUAGUGUGACGAUAAAUUCUGAAAGAUGUCCUCAGCAAGAACAAUGAAGAUGAAUGAUGUCCCCGAAGGCUUCACUGAUGACAAAAUGAGGAUUCAUCCUUUUGUCCUCGUCUUAUCGUGUCGUAAAUUAAUCACACUCCUUAUCUGCCUCUCCAUCUGUAGAUCCCAGUCAUCGUGGUGAUUACAUCUUUAGUGCCUUGUAGUUCAAAACACAUUGUGAUGAUGGUAUAAAACUUUGAUAAUGAGCCUUUUGUGUGAUAUCACCAGACAAAGAACCAACUUUUUUAUCAUCUAACACAAAAAACAGAAAGUUUGAUCUGAUUCAAAGCUAGUGAAGGAGAAAAUGUGUCUAAAAAUGUGAAUUUGUAACCUCAGAAACAAACACGUCAAAAGCUGCAGCGUGUCAACGACUCAACGACAGUCUCCCGUUUCCAAUUUAGUGGUAGCUGUCAUGAGCCAGGGUGAAACAGACGAAAAGAGGACCCAAAUGCAGAACAAAAAAAAUACUUAUGUAAAAAAAACUAAUGGAAAAUGUUUGAAACUGAUAUUGAAGUACAUUUUCACGAAAUGCUCCAUGGCUCUCAUUUUAAAAAAUGUCAUCUUAAACAGCAGGUUAGAAUAUAAGGACUUUAUUCUGACUUUAGUAAUGACUUUACUCUGGCUAAUGACUAAAUGACUUUAAUCUCAAAGUCUUAAAUUUCUUUUUCUUAAUGUGGCCCUAAUACUACACCGUAAAAAGCAACUACUUUAAGUGUCCAACUGAAAAAUUCCCCAAAAACACAAGAAGCAAAAUCCAAGGAACCAAAAAUCACUGGGGAGAAAUCACAAGGAACAACUGGGGACACAGGCGUGCACACAAUGAACCAACAAGAACAGAGGGGAAGACAGAGACUAUAUACACACUGGGUAACGAGCAACAGGUGAGGCAGACGAGACACAGGUGAAACUCGUUAGCUGAUUAACGAAGGAGGGAAAACUAGGGAAGUAAAACCAGACUAGAAACACAAGGAAUCAACUACUACAAAAUAAAAUAGGAAACACUAAAAACAGAUAUAAAGAAUAAAACACAAAGAACAGGAAGGAAAAGGGGUCAAACACAAACUGAAAACUUACAAGACAGGAUCACAGGAACAAUAGGAAAAACACAAAGAAAAUACACUCAAAUAACAAAACCAGUGAAACACUAAAUUAACACAACAUAUCACGACAGCAGCGGCUCAAACACAGUCCGGUCCUCGCUCCACUGCUCUGUUUUUAUGAUUUAGACCAAACCAAACUCAAGUCUAAUAACUCAGUGUCUGCCGGUCUGAGUGUCUGUGAGUUUGUUGGGAACGUCAUCCCCUAAUAGGGAAUAAGCAGUGUGACAGCAGGGCCGCACACCCACACCCACACACACAUACUCACACUUACACACUUGUAUUAUGUCCUGCUUACUUUAACUGAACAAGUGGAUUAAUCAAUUUGUGUUAAUUUACCUAGAGUGAAGGAUUAAUAUGCUUUUCAUUGCACAUUAGUCAUUAUGGAGGAAAGACGACAUGACGAUCAACUGCUGUUUAAUUCCCUGUCAUUUGGUUGUUAAUUGUCUCCUCUGGGACGAAUUUCAAUUAAGAUUAUACUGCUUGUAAUGAAUUAUUAGGGUCAACCUCACUUCAUCUGUGUCUUCCACUCUCUCUCUCUCUGUCUCUCUCUCUCUCUCUAUUUCUCUCUGUCUCUCUCUCUUCUCGUAUUUGUGUCUCCAGGUCCCGCCGUGCAGCGUCAAGUCCAGAACGGACCAACUUCAGAUGAGAUUGAAGCUCAGAGAGCAAGGUAAAUUUUCCUCCCUGAAACCACAACACAAACACGUGGUCUUGAGAGUUUUAGAAGACCCCAGAACUCAGCCUCAAAUUUAAAGUGGGUCUCAAGUGACAGUUAAAGGGAUAUUCCUGGACAGUCUGUGAUGAGGCAUGGUAAUGGUGGAUGUAAAAUUGCAUGAUGUCCCAGAGACGCUGGAUUGGAUGGGCGGACCAGGCAAUAGCAUCAAGGUUUUCAUCAUCCAGGAAAGUGCUGAUACACUCCAGCCACAUGAGUCGGGGUUUUGUCCUGCACCAGAAGGAAUCCAGGGCCCACUGCACCAGCAUAUGGUCUGACGAGGUACCUCUGGCUACUCUGAAGAGAGCAGGGUGCCAGUGGAGAAUCUGCCAAUUCUGGUGUUCUCGGGCAAGAUACUGCCUCAUGUUACUACGAGUGGAAAAAUGCAAAACUAGCCAAGAAUCAACCAGAAAGGAUGAGGAGAUGGAAACGGUCUGUAAAUCCACUCCUUCAUUGGGGUUGUCUUGCUAUCUACCUGUUGUCCCUCCCAUUUACUUGACAGCAGGUGAAACAAACUGAUUCACAAACGGGCUGCUCGAUGUCUGGGAGUGUAUAAAUCAGACACAAACAGAUGAACAGCUAAAUUUAGAGCACCACACCGGUGUUAUGACGUUAACUGUCUCUCAUGUUUUAUUACAGCCUGUUCAGGUCAUUUACUAAAUGAUGUCCAAACCAGAGGAUGAACUCUGCGUGAACUCGAACAAAAAUGAGAAAUACUGGAUUGGAUUAUGAUCAUAAAAGCAGUCCCAUGUGUCCGACAACCUGUCGAACCCGCAACUGUGAUAAGCAGACAGCUGACCUCUGUGACUUUUAUUCCUUUUCUCUGUCAUCGCCGUCAUAACAGGACUGACUCCUGUGGAAAACAGCAGGAUAAAACAUAAGAUAGUCUUUUUCUGCAUCAUAGUGGAAAAUUGAAUAACCAAAAAUGAGAGGAUGAGUAGAGUUCAAAUGACGCUCGAGGCAAUUUCUGAUCCUUACAAGGCAUCCAACAUUCCUUCCAACCUGGUUAUGAGUCCUCUCGGAGACAGUCUCAGGCACGGCGAGGACUUUGUUGCUGUUUUUAAACAUUUUCAGCUCUGCCCAGUGGUUCAGCCAAAUGCCAGGGCUUAAGAGAACAAAUAUGACGGGAGUUACAGCUCUGAUCUGAUCCAGUGUCUGCUGAACUGACCCUCCUGCACAAAGGAUUACGUCUGUGAUUGUGCCAGGAGAUUGUGUGCUUACGCGAGUGGAUUUCCUGUUUGUUAGUGCGCGUUUAUGUGCGUGCGUGUGUGUAAGCGGAUGCAAAUUAAUUUGGCUGAGAUCCAGCGGUAGCAGGGCGGUGUUGCUCAGCAGCUCUGCUCCCUGCUGCGUUUUCUUCUGCUGUCACAUUAGAAAGGUUCGCUGCCUCAGCACUUCUCUAACUCACAGCUGGAAAAUUCCUCUUUCUCCCCUUGGAGCUGUCUCCUCUCUCCUUUCCCCCCUCUGACUUCUUACACACAUAUGCUACUCACAUCAAACACACAGAUGUGAGGGGAGAUGAGGAGAGUUUGAUGAAGAGAAGGAAGUUGUAAGGUUGAGAUUUGACAGAUAGGAGGGGGAGUGAUAAGAGUUUGGAGAAAAGAUAAGACGGAUGUUUAAACAGGAAACAGCUAUUUGAAGUAGAGGUCAGACUCCACAAAUCAGAGUAGCCUCUUUUUAAAGCCGUCAGUCUUGUUACCAAUAGACUCAUUUGCUUUUAUUUAUCCCAAAGGUGGGGUAGGCAGGAUCUGAGGAAGUGUCAGGUUUUAGGAGGAAUCUUGAAUGUAAACACUACCCCUCCAAACCAGUUUAGCUCCUACAUCUCUGCUCCAGCAAGCUCCGCCCUCAAACAGACGCUCAUGCUUGCUCAUAUCGUUCCAAUUAAAUUCAGAUAUAAUGCAGAUAAAUACUCUAGAUAGUUACAAAUGUGGCCCAGUCAACGUGAAAGUAAAAAGCAUUGGUAAAACUCUAGAUGCCAACAGACUACCAGCAAACACAAUGUUUGCAGGACUUCUACAACUAGUAUAAAGUGACGUAGUCCAGGACCCGAGGUCAACAGUUUAGCGGUUCUACAACAUGCAGCAGGUCCCAUUUGACAAGAAACACUUCUGUUACAGACAGUUGUCUUACAAUGUUGAAGCGGUUUACCUGUCCAGCAGAAAGGUUACAGGGUCUGUAAGAUCCCGAAGAAUCCCCCAUCAUUUAUGCUGAUGUUGACCCGGCUUUUUAGCUCUUGUUACCUCCAUUUUAAGCGCCUGUUAUUCCACCAGAGUCUCCAGUAUUUACUUUGUUUUCUUGCUUGUGUUGGCAGUCGUGGCCAAAAGAGGAUUCAGACAAUUUUCCAUACUUUUUGGUUGAUUUGGGCUCCUGAACGACUCGGGGGAGCAGCGUCCGCCUCACAACCAAUCAGAGCGGGCCGCCCAAAAAUUUCAAAAUUUUGACUACACAGACAUAACAGAACACAGCGAUAUCGUUAUAUUAUCAACUGUCAUCAAUAACUAAUAGCUAUUGACUGAUAUUAAAAGAUUUUUUUGGAUAAACACCACAAAGAUUCCUGCCCACCUUUAAAAAGGCAUCAAUAUGGAUUUUAGUCCUUGUCUACCCUCAGCUGCAUGUCUUAUCCCGCUCUCUACUCCCCAUAGUUCCAGUUUCACUUCAACUGUCUCCUCUAAUGAAACCAAAAUUGCAGUUGUUUAGGCCUCUAAAAAAAAGGAGAACAUUUUAUCGUGUUUCUCCUUCAGCAGGAGAAAUUCAUGUUUUCCUGAAAGCUUCAUUCAGACUAUUUUUAGCGCUGUUCGCUCACAGCUUGUGUCCGAUGCUUCCUGCAGUCAUCACGGCUUUUGAGGUGAUUUGUCACUUUUCUUUGAACCUGCUGUUUGAAGUUGGAGGCAGGAGGACUUUUCUUUGGCUGUGCUGUUCCUGUGGGACGGUGAAAUGACAGAAUGGCAGAUAAGACGUGACAUUUGUGAAAUCAUGUGUCUGGCUGUGUUUCCUCUCUGUCCCUUUAGGCAGAUGAUGGAGCAGCAGCAGCAGAUGCAGGCGCACAUGGAGCGGGAGCGACGGUCGUCCAACUCAGGUACACACACUGAAGACAUGAAGUGCACCUGAACCCACAUGUACUGUUUUAACUGACAGGUGAUGUGACACUUUCCCUGCAGGUUCUCCUUUCCAAGGCCACCCUGCUGUUCUCUCUGUGGCCCCCCCUGUAGUACCUCCCCCUAUGAACAUGGGCGGUCCUCCCCCACCUCCACCUCCGCCGGGACCUCCUCCACCCUCAGCAGUGGCGCCCCAGCCUCCUCUCCCUCCUCCUCUUCCUCUCGGCGGGGGGAGUCACGGCGACGAGCCUCCAGCAGCGACAGGUCUCGCCGCUAUGAUCGCAGGAGCCAAACUGCGGCGCGUUCAAAGAGUGAGACGCAGAUCCAGGAUCAUUUCCACUUGAUGUGGCUGACAUAUUUGUUGCGUUAAAGGGAUAUUCCGGCGUAAAACCCUAACUUAGGGUCAAAUACACAUAACACAGAGUUAGACACCCCCUCAAGAGUUAAAUGUUCCAAACUGCUUGCCUUUUUAGUUAUACCAACUUUAGUAACAAACGCGCGAUGGCAAUACACAGCCGUCUAUGGAACCACACACAAACCUCAACCAAAACGCCACUCUAUCGCCACUAAUAAUGCUCAGAACAGCACCUAACUUCAUCAACACUACAUAUAGGGUCCUAGCUAUAGCACUAGCCACCAAACAUCUUUUUAGUUUUGCCGAAUUUAUCAGCAAAGAGACUGAACACAACUCACCUACUCUCUUCCAGCAGCCGCUUGUUUGUAGCAAGACCUCAAACCAGUCUAUUACAGACUACAGUGGGGUUACACAGCUCAAGGAAGAACAUUUAUUAUCAUUUCUUUAUCAUUUCCUUGAAGUAAUAAUCAUCAUAUUAAUCAUUUUGCACUGCAGACGUGGUAGUUCUUCUGCCUUAGCGUCUCGGUCUGAUUGCGUUUCCAUGAAGAAAUGAUCAUAAAUGUUCUUCCUUGAGCUGCGACACACCACUGUAGUCCGUAAUGGACUGGCCCGGAGUCUCGCUACAAACAAGCGGCUGAUGGAAGAGAGUAGGUGAGUUGUGUUUAGUCUCUUUGGUAAAGAAAUUAGGCACAGUUAAAAAGAUGCUUGGUUGCUAGUGCUGUGGCUGGGACCCUAUAUGUACUGUUGAUGAAGUUAGGUGCUGUUCUGAGUGGCAUUUGCAUAUGGUUCCAUAGACCCCUGUGUAUUGCUAUCGUGUGGUCCGUUACUAGAGUUGGUAUAACUAGAGAAGCAAGCGGUCGGCAACACUCAUCUCUCGAGGGGAUGUCUAACUUGCUGUUACAGUGUGUUUGACCCUAACUUAAUUUUACGCUGGAAUAUCCCUUUAACUCUUUGUACAAAGUUGAGGAUAAUACUAACUCUGGUGUGAUUUCCCUCCUCUCUUCAGCCUGAUGACAGCUCUUCAGGCGCCAAAAACGAAGCCAACCGAACGAGCGGGGGAAGUGGAGGACUGAUGGAGGAGAUGAACGCUCUGUUAGCGCGAAGGUCAGAGUCAAAGAUCCAGAAACCACAUCGCUGGUUUACAUCAAUACACACUGAACAUAAGUAGCCACCGUAGCCUGAAAUCAAUGUGCGGCUUCUUGAUAGGACUCACUAAAUGAAACUCACAGCAUUGAUUGUUCUUACUUGAGGCUUCUUCUUUUCCCCUAGAAGGAAAGCAGCUUCAGAGAAGCCCGACGACAGCCAAAACGUGAGUGAAUAGUCAACAAGUCGUGAUCUUGAUGUGAUUUAGAGUAGGAUGAGAUUAUCGUAGAGGAAGAGGUUAUCAUUGUUUGGUUGUUGAUUAAAAGUUAGAGGCAAACAGAAGAAAAAGAAACAUCACACACACAAAAGAAGGAGAUAAAAGAAGUGUUUGGUGUAAAUUAAGGAAAAGUAUCUCACCUCUAAAACCUCUAAGUUUGAUAAUAAAGGAUGAAAUGAUGCCAAUCUGAUUUAUUUUCUCCCUCUAGGAUGACCCAAAUUCUCCAUCACCCAGCACUCGAAGUGGACAGAACGCCACAGGUAGGGUUACUGAACGCCAACAUUAUAACAGCGCAAAAUAGGCUAUAUUUUUGUGGAUUCUGAACAACAUUUCAUGGAUUAAGUCUGAAUUUUCUGUGAGAUUUUUAUCCAAAGAAACAUUUUUAAGUUAUUUGAUUUCACAGUUCCUUUCAAAAUAAAACACCCAGUGAAUUUCCAGAGUAAGCAAACCGAUAAAUAAAAACUAUAGGAUCACAUCAUUGACGAUUUAAUCCACACAGACUUCACAAGAUAUCACAGUUUCUCAACUAGAUUUCUGCUCAUCACAGCUCUUUGUGAUACAUCCAGAAAGGUACUUUACAUUUUUGUUAAAGUGAAUAGAUUUCAGGUCUUUUACUUGAGCUCAGACCUUGUGUACUUUUCCCAGUAUCGUGAUGAUGGAGCGUUUAAGUACUCCCAUUAGGAAAGUGAUAAUGGUGGUGCGUGUGCUGAUCUUGAUGAAUGGACAGAGUGUAUCUCAUAUAUCAGUAUCUCCUUUUGUCCAUCCACCUCGACUGUGGAUCUGGCUCAGAAUCUGCUGUGAGGAAAUGUCAGUGAAUCCCCCGCUGGUUUCCUCAGCGUGACCUCCUCUCUUGUUUCCUAGAUGGUGCAAAGAAGCCGUGGGACCGAGCCAACUCUGCAGACAGGGCGAUGGCCUCAAGGUGAGAGUUUGAAGCGACACAGCUUUUUGAAAAUAACAGCAAAGCAGGAAAAAACAACAGUUAAUCCAACGGGGAGUAAUUGUUUUUGUGUGCAGGGUACGGCCUGGAGGCGGGGGCAGCGACACAGACUCAUUAGAUCUUGAUAGAAUGAAACAGGUAAGAAAAAAACUCCACUGACUAUCACACAAAAUGUGGAUUAUGCUUUCCAAUCCAAACAUGAGCAACUUUUAACUCUUUAUUUCACUUCGUUCAUUAGGAAAUCUUGGAAGAAGUGUUCCGUGAAUUGCACAAAGUGAAGGAUGAAAUCAUUGAUGGUAUGUUUGAUUUUCCUCUCUAACACUCAAGAAGGAUGAUCAGUCAACACAGAGAAGCACAGUCUCUCGUCUAAUUUAUGUUAAUGAAUAUUUAAUUAGAUUUCCAGGCACGGAGAUGAUGGGAAUGUGGUUGUUGUGUGAAGUUGUGACCACUAGGUUGCAGCAGAGUCCAAAGAUCUGUUACGGGAGAAGUCAUUCGUCAGUGGCCUCACAAUACAGUAGACUCAGACAAGGGCACACAAAUAACACAUUAACACACAGUAACAGAGAUAAUAUAACAAGAGUACUUUUUGUACUAGUUAGUAAAAUGUGUGUUAAAUAACCUUAUAUGUAACUUCCAGGAAAGUCAUUCAUAUCAAACUCGGAAAAAAGCUUUAAUUAUAUUAUAAAUCACAUUGUUAUGAUGGAAACACAAUGAUCAGACAUUUUUACACAAAUAAAGACACAUGACAGUGCAAAUUGAAUAAAUGUUGAGCAUGUAUUUGUCAAAAAUUAUGUAACAGUCUUAUGAUACAUAAUACACAAUUGGAAAAUUACAUAAUAGAAGUCAUAUGAUAUAGCUAAAAACAUCUAAAAGGAGAGCAUGCCAUAUUCAUGACUGAUCCACAUAUAUAAUUUUUAAAUUUGGCAAAUUAAUGGGUGAUAAAUAAACUGCAAGUUAAAAACGUUGUCACGCCAGAUUGUUUUGUUUUUUUCUAUCUCUGCUAUUUUUGCUUUUUUACCUACAACAUUUUUGUCCAAAAUAGCUAUAACAUUUUCUUUAAAAGCACACAGCAGUAAACUAUACAUAUAUCUCAACAGAUACUGAGAUAUCGCCAGGCUCGCCCACCUACAGGCAAAAGGCCCGGUGAAUGGGGGCCCUCCCCGUUGUGGUUUUUAAGUAUCAAAGCUUGUGUAUGCUCUCUGUCCUACACAAACACACGUUAGAGUCCAGCGGCUGGUAUUUUUGGUUCUGACUCUGCUUCAUGCCCCCGAGCGCUCAUAGGGAGCUGUCAUCGUCUUCUCACUUUCACUCGGUCUGUAGCUUAAAAAUCACCAGAUCCUACAUAUCCCAUAAUGCAUUUAUACAGCAUUUUAACCACAAAGAGUCUCUGCGCUUUAGUCCUGAAGUUUGUGAUUCAGGCUCCUUGUUUUGACUGACUGGAGUUGAUGAUAAUAAGUGUGAACGGUACACUUAUUACCAGGUAAUUAACAGACAAUUACCUAGUAACAACAUGAAAUUAUCUGGUAAUUACAUGAUAACUACUAAGUCAAUACUGUCUAGCUACCAGGUAGGUAACCUUCCAUCAUCAUACAAAUUUGAAGCCAAAUUGCUCUGGUAUUUCCAGGAUUUUCUCGAGUUUCUUUGCAGUAGCAUUGUAUGCAUUUGGCGGGUGAAUCGCUGUGAUGAUGCUCGGCUCAAACAGCGUAUCGCUACGCAAUCUUCGCACACCUUCAGGCUGUUUCAAGUGACGAUCCUAGAAAAAUAAGAAACCCAAUAGCUUUUGAAAAUGGAGCUGCACAGAAAAUAGAAAAAAAGAAAAACUAGACAGUAUUGACUUAGUAGUUAUCAUGUAAUUACCAGAUAAUUUCAUGUUGUUACUAGGUAAUUACCUGUUAAUUACCUGGUAAUAAGCGUAUCGUAAAAGAAAGCGUUAUGCCUCUACAACUGAGAUCAUGCGAGUGUUUUCACAGUCGGUUUGUGAUGGACUAAGUGGAGAAACCCUUAAGCAAGUCAGGAGAGGCCUGAUGAGACAGAGUGUUUCUUUAUACCAUGAGCAUGUUUAAUCAGCUUUACUAUUCCAACAAACCUAAUGCAGUAUCAUUAUGUGUUCUUCUCUGUGCUUGCAGCCAUUAGACAUGAACUCAGUCGGGUUAGCACGACAUAAUCUUUCAGAACCACCCUCAAACAUGAACCACCUUUUGGAAAACCCAUUGCCCCUGCAGCAGCUGCUGUGGCCCUGAGGAGGAGGAGGAAGGAGGAAGGAGACGAAGAUGAAGAGGAGGUGGAAGAAUCAGGAACAGAGGCCCAAACUGUGACAUCCACUCAUCCUGUUCAGCUGCGGUGUUGAAGCAACGCAGCCUCGUUGCUGUAACACCUCAGACGCAUCUGUGUAACGUUUGGUUUGUCUGUUUGGAGAGAGAAGGACGUGAACGGGGCACACUCUCGCACUGAUUCCUCUGAUUUUAACGAUUUCUGUCUGUUUGUUCACCCAGUCCGCCCCUCUGUCCUUGGCCUGAUGGAAAACGGAUAAAACUCACACGAUUAUUUGUUUUGCUUUUUCACAUUUUGUAUUAUUACUAUCAUUUUCAUUAUUAUGGCUGUCAUUUUUAUGAUUGACAAUGUAUUGUUAAUAUGAGUAGUAGUAGUGUAGUAGGUACAAUGGUAAGAAUGAGGAAAUGAUAAUGAGAAUCUGAUAGUAAUGGUAAUGUUGAUCAUUAUUAUUUCACAUCAUUUUAUGUCGGCCUUUUCUAUUUUCUAUCGGUUGUUUUUAUUUUUGUUGAAAAUGCAUUCACGUGUUCAUCCAAAAAGUUGUUUUUUUCAUCAUCUAACUUGGAUUUUUAAAGGUUUUUUAUCCUUUUUCACAAACUCAAAUAUGAGGCAGGAAAAAAAACAACGGCCCUGACCUGAAACCAAGGGUGGAAUAAACUUCUUUGGAUAUUGCAAUCUUAUAAACAAAACAAAAAAAAAUUUAACUAAUACACCAGAGUAUUUGUGAUCAUGUUGUUAAUAAAAUGUUUAUUGGCUGCAAGGAUAUGGUGAAGUAUUGUUCAUUUUAUUCCCUCCUUUUAUGACCAAGUGCUUCCUGGUUUGAUGACUAAAAAAAAGAAAAACACACCAAGUUUAAAAUGAAUUCAAAUAAAACUGUGAACAAUGUCUUGGAUAAAUGAGGC